This is a messenger RNA of Coregonus sp. 'balchen', 57643 nucleotides long. NCBI's taxonomy places the organism in Eukaryota, Metazoa, Chordata, Actinopteri, Salmoniformes, Salmonidae. The record is from the annotation of a GenBank genome assembly.
GGACUCAGUCCUCCUCUGGCUCCAUGGCGUACAGGGACUCAGUCCUCCUCUGGCUCCAUGGCGUACAGGGACUCAGUCCUCCUCUGGCUCCAUGGCGUACAGGGACUCAGUCCUCCUCUGGCUCCAUGGCGUACAGGGACUCAGUCCUCCUCUGGCUCCAUGGCGUACAGGGACUCAGUCCUCCUCUGGCUCCAUGGCGUACAGGGACUCAGUCCUCCUCUGGCUCCAUGGCGUACAGGGACUCAGUCCUCCUCUGGCUCCAUGGCGUACAGGGACUCAGUCCUCCUCUGGCUCCAUGGCGUACAGGGACUCAGUCCUCCUCUGGCUCCAUGGCGUACAGGGACUCAGUCCUCCUCUGGCUCCAUGGCGUACAGGGACUCAGUCCUCCUCUGGCUCCAUGGCGUACAGGGACUCAGUCCUCCUCUGGCUCCAUGGCGUACAGGGACUCCUCUGGCUCCAUGGCGUACAGGGACUGUACAUGGAUCAUGGUCUCUCUGCCAGCCAACUGCAGCAGUGUCCUGCCAAAACCCCUGAAACAGUUGAAGCAUUAAAAACAUUCCUCACUGCACAGGGCUCAUGGUCUCUGUUCUCUCUGUUCUGUUCAACAAAGCACAUUCCCUGGUGAAGCUUUUCCCCAGAGUUUGGUUCAGUUGACUUACUCUGGCCCAGUAUUGGAGUGGAAGGCUGGGGUUGAGUUUGGUUCAGUUGACUUACUCUGGCCCAGUAUUGGAGUGGAAGGCUGGGGUUGAGUUUGGUUCAGUUGACUUACUCUGGCCCAGUAUUGGAGUGGAAGGCUGGGGUUGAGUUUGGUUCAGUUGACUUACUCUGGCCCAGUAUUGGAGUGGAAGGCUGGGGUUGAGUUUGGUUCAGUUGACUUACUCUGGCCCAGUAUUGGAGUGGAAGGCUGGGGUUCAGUUUGGUUCAGUUGACUUACUCUGGCCCAGUAUUGGUGGAAGGCUGGGUUGAGUUUGGUUCAGUUGACUUACUCUGGCCCAGUAUUGGAGUGGAAGGCUGGGGUUGCCAGUGGUAUGAUUUAGGGAGGGAGAUAUGUGUGUGUACAGUAUCACGACUGUUGCAAAUUCUGACAAUUUAAUGCAUUGCUGUUGGACUUCUCCCCACACUGUAAAAAAUUUGACUCUCCCCAAACGCAAUGGCAUUAAAACAGGAUCGUAGAUCGCAGCUCUUCUCUCACUAAAACUAUAGGCCUAUGUUUCUUAUCAUGUAACACAGAUGUGUUGCCUUGAUAGUUAACAUAUCUCUCAGCCUGCGUUAUUAAAUGUGUUCAUCAGAUGUGUUAACUGUGUUGGCUCUGUUUACACUGCAAUGCAGAACAAACUGAUGGAUAAUACUGGAAGGACUUCCGGCUCCUCUUCAUCUUGUUGUAUUGUUUCUAUUAUCAUAUGCAUAUGGCACAGGGGGAGUUCUAUAAUCUAGGGGCAGGGGGAGUUCUAUAAUCUAGGGACAGGAGGAGUUCUAGAAUCUAGGGCCAGGGGGAGUUCUAGAAUCUAGGGACAGGGGGAGUUCUAGAAUCUAGGGACAGGGAGAGUUCUAGAAUCUAGGGACAGGGGGAGUUCUAGAAUCUAGGGACAGGGGGAGUUCUAGAAUCUAGGGACAGGGGGAGUUCUAGAACUAGGGCCAGGGUAGUUCUAGAAUCUAGGGCCAGGGGGAGUGCUAGAAUUUAGGACCAGGGUGAGUUCUAGAAUCUAGGGCCAGGGGGAGUUCUAGAAUCUACAGUAGGGGAAACAUUCACAGUAAUGACUUAUGAUUCACUCUGGUUGCAUCCCAAAUACAACAGUAGCUAAGAUGGGGAGAAGUCUGUCCAUAAUAAAGCGCUGCUCUGCCUUCUUAACAACACUAUCAACAAGGCAGGUCCUACAGGCCCUAGUUUUGUCGCACAUAGACUACUGUUCAGUGGUGUGGUCAGAUGCCACAAAGAGGGACUUAGGAAAAUUACAAUUGGCUCAGAACAGGGCAGCACGGCUGGCCCUUAAAAGUACACGGAGAGCUAACAUUAAUGAUAUGCAUGUCAAUCUCUCAUGGCUCAAAGUGGAAGAGAGAUUGACUUCAUCACUACUUGUUUUUGUAAGAAGUGUUGACAAGCUGAAUGUUCCGAGCUGUCUGUUUAAACUACUAGCACACAGCUCGGAUACCAAUUCAUACCCCACAAAACAUGCCACAAGAGGUCUCAUCACAAUCCCCAAGUCCAAAACAGACAAUGCGAGGCACACAGUACUACAUAGAGCCAUGACUACAUGGAACUCUAUUCUAUAUCAGGUAACUGAUGCAAGCAGUAGAAUCAGAUUUUAAAAACAGGUAAAAAUACACCUUAUGGAACAGCGGGGACUGUGAAGCAACACACACAAAGGUACAGACACACGCAUACGCACACAAGCGCUAGCACACGCACUCUACACACACGUACAUUGUAAUAUUGUUGUAUGGUGGUAUUAUACAUUUUGUAUUGUAGAUAUGUAGUGGUGUAAUAAUGUUAUAUGAUGUACUGUUUUAUCUUUUGUUUUAUAUGUAAUGUAAGUGCUUUAAUGUGUUUGGACCCCAGGAAGAGUAGCUGCUGCCUUGGCAGCAUCUAAUGGGGAUCCAUAAUAAAUACAAAUACAAAUGCCAACAUAUUCCCUUUUUAGUCCAGUACUUUUGACCAUAGGGCUCUGGCAAAAACGAGUGCACUAUAUAGCAAAUAGGGUGGCAUUUGGGACAUUUGUUCUUCAGCAGCUCAUGAAUAAAGGCACAACAAUAAUGGUACAACGUGUGUAUAUGUGUUUUCCAAUAUCCUGAUUAUUUUUUAUUUUUUUAUUUAUUUCACCUUUAUUUAACCAGGUAAGCCAGUUGAGAACAAGUUCUCAUUUACAACUGCGACCUGGCCAAGAUAAAGCAAAGCAGUGCGAUUAAAAACAACAACACAGAGUUACAUAUGGGGUAAAACAAAACAAAGUAGGAGUCGAGGACACUUAUCUCCUGUUACUCAUGCAUACAAUUCAAAUGUGUUUUUAGUAAACACUCAUCUAAACUUGGCUAAAACAUCUCUGCAAAUCACUGCAUUCCUACGUUUCUGUUUAAAUACAGAAUCAAAUCGGUGAUAUUUUUCCAUAAGGAUAAAGAUGGAUUGUUGCAAUUCAAAUGUACCUGUGUGUUAGACAUCAGGGGUCGUACUGUAUGUAUCAAGUACGCCAGAGUAGGAUCAGCUCCCCCCCUGUCCAAUGACAUUCAUUGUGAUCUAAAAGGGUCCUGGGUGGUGCAGCGGUCAAAAGCACUGCACUGCAGUGCUGAGGCGCCACUACAGCCUGGGGUUCGAAGUCUACGCCCCUUCGUCUGUGAUUGGUCAACAGUACUACUCCUAGUAGGAGUGGGAACAUGAAGUGUUGUCAGUCAACGAGAGGCAACUAGUUUUCAAUCUAAUUCUUUCACUUGAGAAAUACUUCACCAAACAUCUUAGUUAGAUGUCAAAUUAAGCGACUAAGACCUCCUCUACAACAACGUCAAAAUGAUUGACAGAUUUCUUGAUUUAUCUUAGAUCAAUUCAAACUAUUAUAAGGAAGUGUUUCUGGCUAUGUUGUUGCUGCGGUGGCUCAAGAGGGAAAACAACAGUAAUAUUGGCGCUUUUUUCAAGCGAAGGUCUUUAGGGAGUGUGCGAGCACGGACGGUCACUUCGCCUAGCCAAGUUCUGCUAGGAACAAACUGAACCUAUGUAUGCGGACACCUUUACAACAUACUGUUUCUCCCGAGAAGAAGUAGUCUCACCAGAACAUUUUCAUUUCGUAACAAUUUAGGGCAAGUACAGUAGAGUUUUGUAAUGCUAUUGAGUUGGAUGGGUAAUCAGUUUUUCUGCCUUCACAAUGACGCGCUCAAAGGGAGGCUAAAUUAGGAUACUUCUUUAUUACUGUGUACAGUGGAGAGGUAGCACCCAGGGUGCACCAGUUUAUUGCGGCUUCGCGCCGAACACAAAGAGAAUGGUCCCCGAGAGGUUUCCAAUUAAAAUAUUAAAAUAAACAUACAGUCCUGUUACCUCGGGAAGUCCUUGCUUCAGUUUUAAGGUCACUGCUGUGGUAAUGAAGAAUAAUGAUGUACUUUUGUGUUGUUAUUAGCACAAUAAAUAAAAUAUAAAGCAUCUCAAUAUGCUCGUCGCUAAAGAGAGGAGGAGCAGUUGACAAAACAGUAAUUGUAUAAAGACACGUUUAUGAUCUAUUUUGCCGUGCUUUAGUACCUUCUAUAUGCUGACACUAGGCUUACUGGCUUCAGGGGGGUCCAUAAAGCUCUCAUGCAUUUUCUUUGGCCACCGUAUAUAACAGUACGCCUGUGAAAUUAUGUUAACACAAUGGUGUUAGCUUGUUUGUUAAUAUUUUUGUUUAGUUUCACACUUCAAUCCUCUCUCUCUCUCUCCUCUCUCUCUCUCUCUCCUCUCUCUCUCUCAGUGCUGUUCGGGCAGUUUGUCUUGUUCCAGACGUCACUCAACGAUGUUGUGGACAUUUAUGAUGGGCCUACGCAGCAGUCUCCACUCCUGUCUUCUCUCUCUGGCUCCCACUCAGGUAAUACAAAGAGCAAGCAACACAACACAACGACAGACAUGUCAGCAGCAGAACGACAGACAUGUCAGCAGCAGAACGACAGACAUGUCAGCAGCAGAACGACAGACAUGUCAGCAGCAGAACGACAGACAUGUCAGCAGCAGAACGACAGACAUGUCAGCAGCAGAACGACAGACAUGCCAGCAGCAGAACGACAGACAUGUCAGCAGCAGAACGACAGACAUGUCAGCAGCAGCAGCAACUGAACUGAAGUUCCUGUUGUUCAGUUUUUCCUUUUGUCACAUGUGCUGCUGCUUGCUCUUUGAGGGGCUGGUUUAUUGUAAAAGCACUUUGUGACAACUGUAAAAAAGGGCUUUGUAGCCACAUCCGAAGGGCCAUGCAUUAGUCACACAUUCAACCCUAUUUUUCACUAUCACUUUAGUCUCCAGCACCACUCUGUAUCAAAAUCCCAGUACACCACAUUCACGUUCCAUAAAAAUCUCAAAUGAACUGUGAGAACCCCGAGCUACACAAAGAGAAAGACAGAUCCCUAUGAUGGUUCCACACACUUCCCCCAGCCUACGUUUCCCCCACAUUUACUGUACUUAUAGUUAUUAUAUUUAUCAAAAGCAUCUGUUCCCUUGGGUCCAUACCCUCACUUAUGCUGAGCUGUUGAGCCUUGCGUGCAUGCGUGCGUGUGUGUGUGUGUGUGUGUGUGUAGUGUGCGCAGGCCUGCAUGUGUGUGCGCAUGUGUGUGUAUAUUACGGAUGGAAAAUGACAUGGUUGCGGACCAGUGUGUACCAUGUAAUCAGCAACACUUGACCAUAUGCUCUUGACAAAGAGGUAAGUGCUGAUACAAGGCUGUACAUUUCCCCCGUGGAUAAGACCACGACAGUGCCAGAGAAACUGAGAAGAAGAAGAAGAAGAAGAAGAAGAAGAAGAAGAAGAAGAAGAAGAAGAAGAAGAAGAAAGAAGAAGAAGAAGAAGAAGAAGAAGAAGAAGAAGAAGAAGAAGAAGAAGAAGAAGGAUGAAAGGGCCUCUGGUUUGACUGGAGUUGGGGUUUGACUGGAGUUGGCAAUCAAUAAGAUGCCUCCUAUCAAAGCAAAGCCCUUCUUAAUGUCUUGUUCAGAUAUAACAUUGAACCAGCAGCUGAUUGGUUAACAAUGCCAGAUUGGAGAUCAAAGCGAUUGAUUAAUCCAAUGGACUCUGAUACCUUGAUCUGUGACUGGGUCGGAUCAUCAGUUGUUGGACAGCCAACCUACAGAUGUGCUAUCUUAAUUUGAUCACUCUUUUGUCGCAGAGAUUUUUCCUGCUCAGCAGGAAAUGCAAUUGUAGUGUAUUCGAGGUUUAAAAGGAUUCUAAAGUUUGUAAUUUCCACUUUAAAAUGUCAAACUUGAUUUAUCCUAACUAAAAGUGUAUCAACCCAUACAAAACUGUCCAUUAAUUAUAAUCCACAUAAUAAUUACAAUUUCUUGUUUCUGCAGUAUUAUUUUCCUGCUGUGAGAAACUGGUAAAAUUAAGAUUUCACAUCUGUACACAUUAAUCAGAAGAAUAACCUCAGUUUCGUCCUGUGAAAUGUUUGUGUUCGGUGGAGUUGUAAAUUGUGUUUGAUUGAUCAUUGACAUCUGUAAUUUCUUUCUUUCUUUCUUCAGGAGAAUCUCUACCCUUGAGCACGGGCAACCAGAUAACCAUCAAGUUCAGCACGGUCGGCCCGGAGACGUCUAAGGGCUUUCACUUUGUCUAUCAAGGUUGGUCUUCCAUAAUCUUUCAUUGACUAUAGAUUAUUCCUGGGUACGGUGUCCAUAUUAGGACAUCCUUGUGACUCUUAGGCUGUCCUAAUAUGGACACAGUGCAUAUGAAAGCAAGCCCUUUUUGUCUACCAGGGUUGGUUAUUUUAGAUCUGUGAUGACAUUAUUCAUGUGUAGUAGCAAUUCACUUUCAUCCAACCCCAGUCAAGCCAGAGGCAUGGAAUGAGUUUAGUUGUGCAUGUAAAGAUACUCUCCUGUAUGUAUUCAAAAUGACUGUAUAGAAACAUUAGGAUCCUUUGAAUACAGUAGCUCCACUUGAAAUAAAAAAUCUGAAAUGUGCGACUCUGACAGGCAUUGAGUUAAACUGAGCUUUUAUUAAGAUUUCCUUACAGAAUGCCCUCAAGAGUAGUGUGUGUCUAUGAGAGAAGAUUAUUUUUUAGACGUCUGACAUUUAGAAACAUCACACGCUUCCAUAGAGUACAUACAUUCAUCAGGAGUGUGCCGAAGCCAGAGGGGUGCAUUUGUAUUUUUCUGUCAGCUAGCUAUCUGUUGAUGACGUUGCGGGGGCCCAAAACAUUGUCUGUUCAGCACUAUCACAGGCACAGAGAUGCCCUGCUUAGCAAGAUGCUUCACACAUCCCCAAAAUGCUUAGACUGAUCAAGCUUCUUAUAGCUUUAGCAAAUUGUACACAUUUUCCACAUUUCCCCUCCCUUGAAAUCUCCUCAGAGGAUGUCAGCGUCCGAACUGGCACCCUAUUCCCUACAUAGUGGACUACUGAUCAAAAAGUAUUACAAUAUAUAGGGAAUAGGGUCCCAUUUGGGACGUAGCUUAACACCCAGCAGCAGCAUCCUCCAGUGUAGAAGACUCAUGCCCCCCUGACGUAUGCUUAGCCUAGCUCCUAGAUGGAUUCCUACAACACACUCCAGGCGCUGCCUGCCUCCCGGCUGUAUUCUCUAUUACACAUGCUUUAGCUUUUAAAAUGCUAGCUAGUCUCGAGUCAUUUUUGGACCUUGUUCGUGCAAGCAAGGCUUGCUAACUUAAAUCCCACUCACUUAACUCAGUGCAAUUGUUAUGGUCAAAAUUGAAUCCCUAUUUCAAUAUGUCAGUUUCUGUUUGAAGAGAACACCACCAGACUUUUACACUAAAGCCAGAUUCAGUCAGACGGUUCUUGUUUAUGUGAUAACCCUAACCCUGCCUUCAGUAUUCAAGUGUGGGAGCUUUCAUGGGAGGUUGAUCAAGGUAACAGAUACCCACUCUCCUCCCCUCUUACAGCGCCUAAGUGCACCAUGGUGGUGGUCUGUGUUAGGGCAUCUCCGACGUGGUUUUGCAUUGAUGUUGUAUCUCUUCUCAGAACCCAUUAUCAAAUGUCGCGCUAGCUAGCUAUAGCUGGAAGUCUGUCACCAGAGAGUGGGUAUAUGUCAUUUGAUGUUUUUUCUCCCUCUUCUUCUUCUUCUUCUUCUUCUUCUUCUUCUUCUUCUUCUUCUUCUUCUUCUUAUUUCUCCAUUGCUUUACUGACACCUCCUAUCCCUCCACAGCUGUCCCAAGGACCAGUGCCACCCAGUGCAGUUCGGUCCCCGAGCCCCGCUUUGGCAAACGGAUCGGGAACGACUUCGCAAUGGGCGCCACGGUCCUGUUCGAGUGUAACCCCGGAUACAUCCUGCACGGUUCCACCGCCAUCCACUGUGAGACCGUCCCUGACACCCUGGCACAAUGGAACGACACGCUACCCACCUGUGUCGGUCAGUAUGAUUGACCCCCGAGCCAAUUGUCGGCUACCGUGAUUGGUUACCGUGUGUCAGAAACACCCCUGAGUGUUCUACCGUUCUCCCAAGCUUCAUCAACAUGCCGAUCGUCAUGGGCCGCCUCUUAAGUGAGGCAAAGUCAUUAACGUGGGAGCGUGAGUGUGCACAUGAAAGCAGACUGGGGGUCCCUCAGAAGGCCUUCCAUCCCACUAUUAACUGAAACAGGCAGAAUGUUUCCUCUUGGCUGUGCAUCCAGCCAGGUCUAAAGAGCGUGGUGAGGAGAGAGGGUAGAGAGAGAGAGAGAGAGAGGAAGAGAGGAGAGAGUGUCUCUAAUGAGAGUGCAGAUUUAAAGCAAGAGAUUACUCUCUCACUCUCUUUCCCGAUGAGUGCUCUGCCCAGUUUCUGAUUACAAUUACAGUAUGCCUAAUUGUCAGCAGAGCUGCAAUCUAUUCAUUAUGUAAAAACAGCUCAGAAAAUAGCCUUUAAAUUGUAAUGAUCUUCCAAUGUCUGCCUUUUCUCUCUUAAAGUGAUGUUUGGUUCUGGUUCUGGUUUUGAGCCAGAGUGACUUUCAUAUCACACUGCUUUUAAUAAGACAGGGAUUUUUUUUUUUUUCCCAGGUUUUUUUGUGUCCAUGGUGGGUUAGGCAGAGUGCAUGCCUGUCUGAUGGGAGGGUAGUAAAGUAUAUCUAAUCUGUGCUAACUCCCUGCUCCUCACUGGCAGAGACAGAAUGACAUGAUGUUAUUUCCUGUCAAGCCCAUCCAAAGCCCUGCUCCAAAACAAAGCAGGGUGACACAGAAUACAGUAGUUUGUAAACAGGAUUUGACCACAGCUGUAACCUGCUCUUACCCGUUGAUGUGAAGGGCCACUAUCUAGCUGUCUUUGAAUGAAGGGCCACUAUCUAGCUAUGUGGAGGUGAAGGGCUUCUAGGGUUUUUUUUUUUCUGUUUUUCGCUCGCAGGCCAUAGGAUUUUCUCUGUGAUUACCUGAGCACUAUGACUGCAUUUUAUAUAUCAUCUGUAAAAUAUGGAUGAGUUGAAAUUGCCCUGAAGUGAGUUAGUUGAAUAAUUUAAGCAUCUGACACAGAUAUAUUGCUCUCGCUCGCUGUUCUCAAUUGCCCUCUCUCUCUCCCCUCUCUUUCAAUCUCUCUCUCUCUUUCUUUCUACAUCUCUCCCUCCCAAUCGCUCUCUCUCUCUCGUUCACUCUCAGUUUCUCCGAUCUGUCAGAGAUUUCUGCUGCCAUAUUAGACAGCCAUCAGUGUGUCCCGGUCUGCUCUUAGUUGUUUAUACAAAGUGAUUGGUGCUGACCUCCUAGUAUAUACUGUUAUCCUUCACAGAUAGCAUCACCGUCGGAUCUGACCAUCUGAGCAAGGGGAGGAAAUAAACACUGUUCUGGCAGCAUUAGAUACCAGCUUGUGCUACUGACAGCUCUCUACUCUCCCACCUCUUUCCCUCCUCACACGGUUUUGAAGACAAUACUUGGCAGGCCUUCAGCAAACAGGGGGAAAUUGCUUAACCUCUCUCUCUUGGGGGGGAAACGGGUAGAAUGUCACGUCUUUCACCGCAGAGGCAGACGUUUAUACGCCUCACUGUCCCUUUUUAAAUAAAGUUUAAUUGAAUCACAAGCACAUGGUGGUAAUGGGAUAUGUGUACGAGGCUGAUAAGAAUGAACAGGUAUGCCUCGAAGACAAUAGGCGUGGAAACUUGGACUGUGCCGAUAGCUCAACGUGAGGUAUUACAUUACUUUAGGCCUGCUUACUCGUUCUGCAUUCACUGUCUGUCGCUGCAAAGAAUGUCUUUAUCGAAGAUUUGAUUAACCCUUCCUUGUCCAACAUGUGUUUAGUCUGUGUAAGUCAAACAAUCUCCUAUUGGGUGAGGCCUCACUGAAGCUUCACUAUUAAAUCAGACAUCUAUAGUGAUAUCUCUGUCUGUAGACGGGUUGGUUGUUUAGCAACAAAACCAAUGCUAGCGCAACUGUGGGGCAAAACAGGUUGGCUUAGAUUGUUGACAACAUGUCAACUAUAUUUAAUCUCCCAUGUUUAUUGAAAACAAAUACAUUUGCACUUGUUGUCUCUCAAAUACAUUGUUACAGUUGUUGGUUAGCUAGCUAGUGAAUUUUUGCCAUGUUAGCAUAGGAUUGACCAGUCAAAAGACCUAAAAACAAGACAUGGUAUCAAGAACAAAAUUAAACUAGUUGAAACGAGCCACCUACGAUUUCCCACAUGGCAACUUCUUGUUACUGUUGCUAGCUAUCUGGCCAUCCAAAAUCACAACAACACACGGCCUUCUGCCACAUUGAAGAGUGUGCAUUGUUUUCUUGACGUUGUCAUCUAACCCGUCAAUAGUGAGGAAACCAGGGCCCGUAUUCAGAAAGUGUCUCAGAUUAGCAGCGCUGAAUCUGAAUAAUAACAACAUGAAAACUGUAAAUGUGCAGACACCUGUACAGCAUACAGUGCCUUCGGAAAGUAUUCAGACCCCUUGACUUUUUCCACAUUUUGUUAGGUUACAGGCUGGUAUGAUGUUUUUAUGGUAUAAUGAUGUCAUGCCAUAGUGUUGUGAGGACAGAGUUAGAGUUACUAGAUAAUUAGUCUGGUGCCAGGAAGUCUACAUUCCAUUAUGUCAAAGUAGAUUAGUGAUGGUCAGGGUAGUGUGAGUGAUGGUCAGGGUAGUGUGAGUGAUGGACAGGGUAGUGUGAGUACUAGUCAGGGUAGUGUGAGUGAUGGACAGGAUGUAGCAAUAAGGACAGAGACAGGGAGGCCUAUGAUUGGUUGCCAGAUGUAUGUGAAAGGAAUGAGAACCAACAGGCUAUAUAAAAUAGAGAGUCUUCUUUGUUAACUUAGUUCAACUGACGAAGGGCAAAGCCAUGUCCGUUGGUUAGAUGAACCCACGAGCUCGUGAUUCAAUAAAUACUUGGUAUGAAAUCUCCACAGAAUGUAUAAGUAUAUUCUUGCAUCCUUGAUUCUUUGAUACCUGAGAAACUCAUCAUAACACAGGCUUAUUCUAAAAUUGAUUAAAUUGUUUUUUUUCCUCAUCAAUCUAAACAAUGUACCCCAAAAUGACAAAGCAAAACAGGUUUUUAGAAAUAUUAUGUUUACAUAAGUAUUCAGACCCUUUACUCAGUACUUUGUUGAAGGAUCUUUGCCAGCGAUUUACAACCUUGAGUCUUCUUAGGUAUGACGCUACAAGCUUGGCACAGCUGUAUUUGGGGAGUUUCCCAUUCUUCUCUGCAGAUCCUCUCAAGCUCUGUCAGGUUGGAUGGGGAGCGUUCCUGCACAGCUAUUUACAGGUCUCUCCAGAGAUGUUCGAUCGGGUUCAAGUCCAGGCUCUGGCUGGGUCACUCAAGGACAAUCAGAGACUUGUCCCGAAGCCACCCCUGCGUUGUCUUGGCUGUGUGCUUAGGGUCGUUGUCCUGUUGGAAGGUGAACCUUCACCCCAGUCUGAGGUCCUGAGUGCUCUGGAGCAGGUUUUCAUCAAGGAUUUCUCUGUACUUUGCUCCGUUCAUCUUUGCCUCCCAGUCCCUGCCACUGAAAAACAUCCCCACAGCAUAAUAAUAUAAUAAUAAUAUGCCAUUUAGCAGACGCUUUUAUCCAAAGCGACUUACAGUCAUGCGUUGCAUACAUUUUUGUGUAUGGGUGGUCCCGGGGAUCGAACCCACUACCUUGGCGUUACAAGCGCCGUGCUCUACCAGCUGAGCUACAGAGGACCAUGAUGCUGCCACCAUCAUGCUUCACCGUAGGGAUGGUGCCAGGUUUCCUCCAAACGUGAAGCUUGGCAUUCAGGCCCAAGAGUUCAAUCUUGGUUUCAUCAGACCAGAGAAUCUUGUUUCUCAUGGUCUGAGAGUCUUCAGGUGCCUUUUGGCAAACUCCAAGCGGGCUGUCAUGUGCCUUUUACUGAGGAAUGGCUUCAAUCUGGCAACUCUACCAUAAAGGCCUGAUUGGUGGAGUGCUGCAAAGAUGGUUGUCCUUCUGGAAGGUUAUCCCAUCUCCACAGAGGAACUAGAGCUCUGUCAGAGUGACCAUCGGGUUCUUGGUCACCUCCCUGACCAGGGCCCUUCUCCCCCAAUUGCUCAGUUUGGCCGGCCGGCCAGCUCUAGGAAGAGUCUUGGUGGUUCCAAACUUCUUCCUUUUAAGAAUGAUGGUGGUCACUGUGUUCUUGGUGACCUUCAAUGCUGCAGAAAUGUUUUGGUACCCUUCCCCAAGCCUGUCUCGGAGCUCAACGGACAAUUCCUUCGACCUCAUGGCUUGGUUUUUGCUCUGACAUGCACUGUCAACUGUGGGACCUUAUAUAGACAGGUGUGUGCCUUUCCAAAUCAUGUCCAAUACAUUUUAUUUACCACAGGUGGACUCCAAUCAAGUUGUAGAAACAUCUCAAGGAUGAUUACAUUUACAUUUUACAUUUUAGUCAUUUAGCAGAUGCUCUUAUCCAGAGCGAGUGCAUACAUUUUUUGUAUAUAUAUUUUUUUCAUACUGAUCAAUGGAAACAGGAUGCAUCUGAGCUCAAUUUCAAGUCUCAUAGGAAAGGGUCUGAAUACUUAUGUGAAUAAGGUAUUUCAGUUUUUUAUUUUUAAUACAUUUGCAAACAUUUCUAAAAACCUGUUUUCGCUUUGUCAUUAUGGGGUAUUGUGUGUAGAUUGCUGAGGAUUUAUUUGUAUUUAAUCCAUUUUAUAAUAAGGCUUGCAACGUAACAAAAUGUGGAAAAAGUCAAGGGGUCUGAAUACUUUCCCGAAGGCACUGUACAUAAUACAACAUACAUGUGGCUGUGUUAACGUACGUCCCCUCUCUGUUUGACUUUGUCUCCUCAGUGCCGUGUGGAGGAACCAUGACGGCACGCAGGGGGACCAUCCUGUCCCCCGGUUACCCCGAGCCGUAUGACAACAAUCAGAACUGUGUCUGGAAGGUUUCGGUGCCUGAGGGCGCUGGCAUCCAAGUAAGAGACCCUGUUCUGUUUCAGUUUGAAGUACCAUGGAAGAAUUUAGAUGUUUGCAAUUUCAGAGUAUCGCCAUGCGGUACCAGAAGUUAAACCUGAAUAAAGGGAAUACUUAAUAGCUUACUUAUUAUUUAAAGUGUAGAUGUUUAAUGUAAGUAUGCGCUGUGUUUUGGACCUGAAGUCUCGUCUUUGUCUUUCCAUCUAAUAUUAUUUACAGUACUACGGUGUUAAUUUACUGAGUUGGAGCAUUUAAUAGGUUUUCAAGUGGUGACGAAUUGUCUGGGAGUUGUCUUUCUCUGUCUCAUACCGUUUUCACAAACUGAGCCGAACCGAAUCGAGCUGAGCCGUACAGUACUGCGCUGGCCUGCUUACACAUCUGACAUAGUGGCUUGAACAGUGCUGGAAAGGACCAUGUGAAAGGACAGUAUGCAAGCCAGUAUAGUACUGUGUGAAUCAGGCAUUAGUGAGUACAGUUUGGGUCGGGUCGUUAGUGUGAAAAGGGUUUGACUCCUAACUCCUUGCCUCAGAUCCAGGUAGUGAGCUUUGCUUCCGAACACAACUGGGACUCUCUGGACUUCUAUGAUGGAGGUGACAACCAUGCGCCGAGACUGGGCAGCUACUCAGGUAAUCUUUAGCUCCUGGAUCAAUAACGACCACUUGUGGGGCCUUCACUUAUUUGUGAUAAUAUCUGUUGUGUCAUCCUGAUUUGGUCAUCAAUUAUGUUUCAUGGAAACAUUUUCCAGCUAGCUAUAAUCUCAUAACACGGAAAUCCCUUUCCGAGAUCAUUAUAAUAAUUGGCCCAAGGCAACAGUAAACAUGUAUUCCCCUAUGAACUAUGCAGUGCCUCCCCUUGGGCCAAUUGAGAUUUCAGUGGACAGUAAUUAGGAAGUCCCACUGGGUAUCUGAGUCCCCUGCUAAGGCUUGAAUGACAGGGCCAUGCCACGCUGUGGAGUUCUGAGCUGGUCCAUAUAGAUAGAGAUGCUGACUUGCUCCAACACUCAUACAAUCUAUAGAAAGGUUUCAGAGGUUGGAACAAUAGGGUGUUAGAGAGGGAAUGAGCUCGAUAUCAGGAGGACACUUAGGAGAAUGGAGGCAGGAGGACAGACACAGUAUCUGUCAUGAUUACAGCUGUCCAAGUGCUGUAACUACCUGAGGAGAAGACUGUUUAUGCCUUCAUGUAACACUUGCUAGUGUUAACACUUGCUAGUGUUUGGAUAGUUCACCCCCCCCCCAAAAAAAAAGACAUGGUUUCCUUAUUCUGUAAACUGUCAAAUCAAAAUCAAAUCAAAUUGUAUUGGUUGCGUACACAUAUUUAGCAGAUGUUAUUGCUGGUGUAGUAAUAGCAGUGCAAUAAUAUCUAACAAUACACAACAAUACAUACAAAUCUAAAAAGUAAAUGAAUGGAAUUUAUAAAUAUUAAGACGCAACAUGUAAAGUAUUGGUCCCAUGUUUCAUGAGCUGAUAUAAAAUAUCCCAGACAUUUUCCAUACACACAAAAAGCUUAUUUCUCUCAAAUGUUGUGCACAAAUUUGUUUACAUCCCUGUUAGUGAGCAUUUCUCCUUUGCCAAGAUAAUCCAUCCACCUGACAGGUGUGGCAUAUCAAGUAGCUGAUGUAACAGCAUGAUCAUUACACAGGUGCACCUUGUGCUGGGGACAAUAAAAGGCCACUCUAAAAUGUGCAGUUUUGUCACCCAACACAAUGCCACAGACGUCUCAAGUUUUGAGGGAGCGUGCAAUUGGCAUGCUGACUGCAGGAAUGUCCACCAGAGCUGUUGCCAGAUAAUUAAAUGUUCCAACGUUGUUUUAAAGAAUUUGGCUAUACAUCCAACCAGCCUCACAACCGCAGACCACGUGUAUCCCAUGCUUUGGUUUUGUUUGCCUUUGCCACUGUCUCCAGUCCAAAACUAAUGGAAGUCAAUAUGCCUGAUAUUAGCAUUUUUCGCAUGUCCAUGUCCAGCACAUUACCAGAGAGGGUAUUGUCUGAAGGGUAUAAAACACAAGCAAAAAGGAUGAUUCACAAAUCAACCACCUGUUGUUAACCACUAAUUGAUCGAUUUCCCACAAUUAUUUCUCUUUGUGGGAAAAUGUGUAUUUAUAUAAAGACAACAGGUUAAUUGGUAACUCUUGUCUCAUGCUCUUUCUCUCUGUCUUCCAAGGCACCACCAUUCCCCAGUUGCUCAACAGCACAUCCAAUAACCUGUACCUGAGUUUCAGUUCAGACAUCAGUGUGUCUGCUGCUGGCUUCCAUCUGGAGUACACAGGUAUGUCUGUCAGUAGAUGGCUUUAUGAUAUGUGUGCGUGUGUAUGCGUGCGUUGUAACGGUUUUGACUUGAGGCAUUUAUAGGGGUGCCAGGUAGGUUGUGCCUACCAGAGAAAGCAUAGGUUUCUCCUUUUAGUUCGGGAGGGAAUGAGUCCCAUCUGGUCCGUCAAGUCACACCAAUACAAAGGACUUAUGUAAAAGUCAAGAUGGAAAUAUACUUUUCAUAAACCCCUAAAAACCUUGGAAAGAACUUCAAACAAGUGUAUUCCUUUGCUUGGUUGUAUUCACAACAUAAAUGAUCACACCCACCCACACACAACAAUAUAACAAAUCAAUGCACUUAUGUUCAUUUAGAAAUGUCCUGUACCUCGGGCAUAAAAAGAGUCCAGCCCGGUAAAUAAGUUCCGUGGCUCAAGUGCCCUUAGUCCCGCAACGCUUGUCCGUAGCAUAAACCCAGUAUAUUCAUACCCUCAAAAUAACACUUAUUUUGUAACACAACUAUAAAGCGUAUCAAAGACUACCCAAAGAAUAAUACGUCCUCACAACUACAUAAAUCACAGUAUACAUCACCCCCAAACAAAGGAAAUACCGUAUACAAAAAGUUGUAGUCAGUCGGUCAGUCAGACAAUCCGCCAACAGCCCUCCAGCGGAGGAAAGGCCACGAAAACCAACGGAGAGUUGUAGUCCACAGCGCACAGAGUGGAUCCAAUCCUGGGUAAACUCGCUUUAAGGCCACAAAACACACUGUAAGGCAACCAAACAAACGUCAUGGCGAAGCUUCAUGAACUGAAGGUAGUACACAUCCUCCUUCAGGUCUCAAUCACAACUUCUCUUUUGCGCAGCUGAUGCUGGCUAUUUAAUGGGGAAUUAAAGGGGAAGCGCCCUAUUAGAAGGAGAAGCCUUGAGACGGUUCAGAAAUAUUCAGGGCCGUCACACACCCCCUCCCCUGGAAAAAGCCGACCAUUGCCCGGGAAGGCAGAUCUUGGUCGGGGAAACCGAGAAAGGUCUCCUCAUCACUUUCCUCUACAAAAAUAUUCAUUACUUUUUGGCGCUCACGCUCCUCAGCUGAGGGGUCACAGGCAUUAAGCCGUGAGACUUCUGGGUCUGGGAAUCCGAGAAAAGUCUCCUUACUUUCCUCUUCAAAGAUCUCCAGGACCUUGCGGCGCUCAAUCUCCUCCAAUUCCUCAGCCGAGGGGUAACAGGCCUUAAGGCGUGAGACAUGGACAACGCGCAUAUCUUCACCUGUGUCCUCUUUCACCACUCGGUAGUUCAAAGGGCCCACCUGCUCCACAAUCCUAUAUGGUCCUUGCCAUUUAGGAGCGAGCUUGGCCGAGAAGAAUUGUUCAGCUUUCGAGUAAGGAUGAGAGCGAAGCCACACCCGAUCACGAAGCUGGAACUGCAGGUCUCGUCUGUUCUUAUCAUAAUUUCUCUUCUGCUUGAGUCGAGCCUGGAUCAUGUUCCUUGAGACAAGAGCUCUCAAGUCGUGGAGAUGGACUACCUGGUCAUAGCAAGCAGCGUCUGGAGUAAGCUGCUGGGGCUGUAGCACCAUAUCCAAGGGUCCUCGGAGGAGACGACUUAGGUUCAGCUCUGCAGGUGUGACUCCAGUGGACUCUUGCACAGCAGAAUUCAGGGCAAAUCGAAACUCGUGAAGGUGCUUGUCCCAGUGUUUGUGCUGGGUCCCUACAUAGGAAGCAACCAUGGUCUUCAAGGUUCGAUUUACUCUCUCAGUGAGGUUGGUCUGUGGGUGAUAGGCUGUGGUCAACUUCUGUCUCAGGUUCCAUCUUUGGCAGGUCUCUCCAAAGAGAUCAGAGACAAAUUGGGAACCUCGAUCAGACAGAAUGUAAUCAGGCACUCCCCAGCGAGUCAGGAUCUCUCUCGUAAGGAUGUUAGAGACGGUCCUCGCUGUGGCCUGACGCAGGGCAAAGAGCUCAACCCACUUGGAAUAGUAAUCAACAAAAACAAGCAUGUACACAUUCUGAUUGGAGCUUCUAGGAAAUGGACCCAUCAAAUCCACUCCUAACAUUUCCCAAGGUCGGGUAACCACAGUUUGCUGCAACUUGCCAGCAGGUUUUCUACCUUCUGGUUUGUACAUUUGACAAACCUGACAUUUUCGGAUAUGUGAUUUCACAUCCAUGCUCAGAUGUGGCCAGUACAGUAAUGCUUGCAAACGUUUGUAGGUUUUGAACCUGCCCAAAUGACCAGCUAAUGGGUCUUCAUGGAAAUGUUGAAGCAGUUGAAGGCGUAGAGUUUCAGGUAUGUAUAUUUGGUAGAGUAUUCUGUGAGGUAGUUGUACAACUCGGUAGACUUUGUCUUCAAUGAUGGUCAGCUUUGUGGUAGGGUUGACCAUCUUUUCUUCAUCUUCCAGGAUAGUCUGGUACAAAGCCUGUACUUCGGGAUCAUCCUGUUGGGCUUUCCAAAUGACCUCAUCAGAGAUGGGAAAGUCAGUUUUGGGUGAGUCUCGACUGCUAGACAGGACAGUAGCACAUGUAAGAUGAGGGCCACCAUUACCACAAGCAGGAGCUCUGGAUAAGGCAUCUGGAACAGUGUUGUAUUUUCCUUUCCUGUAUUCUACUGCAAAGGUGAACUCUUGCAACCGUAGAGCCCAUCUGAUGAGCCUGGUGCUUGGUUUGUUGGUCUUGAACACCCACACAAGGGAGGAAUGGUCAGUGACCACAGUGAAGUGUCUUCCCUCCAGGUAGUACCUCCACUUUUCCAAAGCCCAGACAACUGCAAGGCACUCUUGCUCGGUUGUGGAGUAGUUCCGUUCUGCUCCAUUCAAUGUCCGACUGGCGAACGCUAGCACUUCUUCAGUACCAAGUCCAGUCCGUUGGACUAGGACAGCACCAAGUCCAACAUCACUAGCAUCAGUGUAAACAACAAAAGGGAAAUCAAAGUUGGGAUGACCCAAAAUGGGAGGGGUGACGAGGUGUCGUUUCAGGGUUUCAAAGGAGUUCUGGCACUCUGCCGUCCAUCGGAAUUUCGCUCCUUUUCGCUUCAACCCGUUGAGGGGUUCGGCCACCUGGGAGAAGUUCCACACAAACCGAUGGUACCAUCCAGCCAUCCCAAGGAACCGUUGAAGGGCCUUGAGUGUGGUUGGCACAGGGAAGUCUUGUACAGCCUUGGUCUUUUCAGGAUCCACAUGAAUACCAUCACAAGACACAAUAUGGCCAAGGAACUUCAGGGAGGUUUGGCAGAAGUUGCUCUUCUUCAUGUUCACUGUCAGACCAGCUUCUCUUAGCUUGUCCAACACUGCUUGAAGGUCUUGAAAGUGUUGCUCUCUGUUCUGGGAGUAGAUAAUUAUAUCGUCCAGGUAGACGAAACAUAUCUUCCCUUUGAGCUCACCUAACGCAAUCUCCAUGAGUCUUUGGAAAGUGGCAGGUGCAUUCUUUAAUCCAAAAGGCAUCACCUUAAAGGAAAACAAGCCCUCAGCACAGACAAAAGCAGUCUUGUCCUUGCUUUCCUGGUCCAUCUCAACCUGCCAAUAGCCACUAUUGAGGUCAAGGGUAGUGAACACAACAGCGCCAGACAAUGACUCCAGGAUCUCGUGGAUGGUGGUAAGAGGAUAGGCAUCAGUCUGGGAAACAUUGUUGGUCUUCCUAUAGUCCACACAAAAUCUAAGACCACCGGUCUUUUUUGGAAUGAGGACAACAGGAGCAGCCCAGGGAGAGGAGGAACGUUCUAUUAUAUCUUGUGUCAACAUAUCAUUAAUGAGUCCCUUUUGGAUGAUUAGCUUCGCUGGGGACAAACGAUAUGGCUUUUGCUUGAUCGGCAUUUCCUGUGUAAGGAAUAUUUUGUGCUUCAGGAGUCCGGUGCGUCCUAACUUUGAAGUACACACAUCAGCAUUAUUCUGCAGCUGUUCCAACAGCCUUAACUCCUCUGGCUGUUCCAGCUGAGCUCUUCUUACAGCCUGUAAAAGGAGAUCCUCAGAAGGAUUAUCCAGGGUUAGUGGUACCGUAGCAACGGCAGAGAAGACUGCCACAUUUAGACCCCAAUCAUGUAACUUUGUAACUUCUGAUUGGAAGAAAUGCUUCUUGCUCGGAUUGUUUGGAAACCAGUAGCAAUUGUGUGCGAUAUCAAUCUGGACACCACUGAAGUACAUGAAAUCAAUUCCCAACACGACAGGAAAAGCAAGGUUCUUGUUUUGUAGGAUAACCGAAGGAAUCAUAUAGGAGCGGUUACACAGGCGGAACUCCCCCUCACUCCAUCCAAGUGGUCGUUUAGCCGCACCGUCAGCCAGAUACAGUGGACCUUCUGUCCACGGCUUCAAGUUGUAUUUUGGACCUUCAACCUCCUUCCACAGUUUCUCAUUGAGCAGUGUGUAGGAUGCCCCGGUGUCCAGGAUGGCUCUUCCUGUCCAUGGGCCUAUGGACAGGGGUAACACCAGCUGGUGUGGUAUUAACUGAAAGGAAGGGGAUGUCGGCGGGGGGGCGUAGGCAGUGACUCUUGAGGUUUCAGCUCUGGUCAAAGCACCCAGAGUAGGAUGGUCGUUCCUGCGAAGUGUGUUAGGGGUGUUGGCCUGUUGUAAUUUGUGGUUUCUGGAAGGGUUUACUUGAUACGGUCUUGGACAUGUAGCUGAAGAAUGUCCCUUUUGGCUACAUCUCCAACAGAACAUGGGAGGGGUCUUGGCUGGAGACUCUGGCUGUGGUUGAUGAUCUGGCUUGGGUAACUGUCUGGGUGUCUGUUUCUUUCUCUGUUCAUAUUGCUGUUGGCAUUCUCUGUCCUUCUCGAACUGCUGUCCCAGGCGAACCAGUCCAUCGACAGUGGUGACUCUUUCUCUGAGUUGACUGGCUAGUAGUGGGUUGAUGUUCUUCAAGAUCAACUUAAUGACCUCUUCCUCCUCAAUGCCAGGUUUCCACCUUCUGCACAGGGAGUGGUAACCGUAUGCAAAGUCACGAAUAUUCUCAUUCUCCCUUUGCACUCGAUUCCUGACUCUGUCUGCCAGCUCAUCUGUGUAGUCCUCAGACAGAAAUGCAGAGGAAAACUUGGCCUCAAAGUCAGCCCAGGAGGUAGUGGUGAGACGUGCCACAUCCCACCAGUCUCGAGCUGUCCCAUGCAACACAUUCCUCAAUGUGGCAAGGAGUUCUUCGUCAGCCAGGGGAUUGAGGGCAAGAAAGUCAUGACAUCUUUCCAGAUACAUUAGCGGAUCAGGACUGUCAUCCUUUCUCCCAAAGGUGGGAAAUUGCAAUUUAAUGGGCAUCGCUCCCACAUGACGUCUACUCAAAUCACCAUGAACAAAAGAGCUAGGAGGGAUUGAGGAAGUAGAGGGUGAGGGAGUUAUGGGACCAUGAAAAUGAACACCAGGAUGCAUGGUGGAUUGCAUCCUGCAAGGGGUGGCUGCAGCAUGGCCUUGUCUUGGCUGUUCUGAGGUGCCCGCUUGGCCCUCAGUGGUCUGAACAGAAGUGGACACAAGAGAAGCUCUGUGCAAGGAGUUGUGCCUAAUGGAGGCCAUGUCAACAGACACAUCAUCCAACAUUUUAACACAAUUAGAGAGCGCUGUCUGCAAGUGGUCUACAGUGUUAACCAGGGGAGAAAAUACAGAAUUGACGUCCUUGAGGACCUCAGUGUGAUGAUGUUGCAGGCGCCACUGGAGAGUGGCAGUGAGUUGGCUUUGUUGGUAGUCAAACUGCCUGUCCAUGGCACCAGUAAUUUCCUGUCUUCCACUCUCACUGAGCUCUGUCAGAGUGUGAGUUAGAGUACUCAGUGAGUUUCUGAAUUCCAUGGCACUCUGUUGUUGCUCUACACUCAGACAUUUGAAUUUAUGAUGGAUUAGAGUUUGGAGAUGUUGUUGAGUCUUACGAAUAUCAAGGAUGUCACCUUGAAGUUGUAAGACUACCACCUCUGGAGAUAAACCAGACAAUGGAGGAAGAUUGGGCGUCAGAGGGAGGGCUAGCUCAGUACCUUCACACAGAUCCAUGUCAAUAAGUGAGUUACUAGUUAGACCUGUGGCCUGUGGUCCAGACCGAGCAUUUAGAUUCCCAGGGCUCUGGCCCACAUCAACUCCAUUAUUUCCAUUCACAUUAUGAUUUGUAUUGUUGGCUCGGUAGUCAGAAUGGCCCUGUGUAUUCCCAUUGACAGGUAGGAUAUGGAUGAGCUCAUUUUCUUGUAGUGAAUCCAUUAUUUUAAUUCCACUCAAAAGAUUUGCUUUGGUUAGUUCUCAAUGUUGAGGUCCCUGUUCGGGUGCCAUUUUUUAUGUAACGGUUUUGACUUGAGGCAUUUAUAGGGGUGCCAGGUAGGUUGUGCCUACCAGAGAAAGCAUAGGUUUCUCCUUUUAGUUCGGGAGGGAAUGAGUCCCAUCUGGUCCGUCAAGUCACACCAAUACAAAGGACUUAUGUAAAAGUCAAGAUGGAAAUAUACUUUUCAUAAACCCCUAAAAACCUUGGAAAGAACUUCAAACAAGUGUAUUCCUUUGCUUGGUUGUAUUCACAACAUAAAUGAUCACACCCACCCACACACAACAAUAUAACAAAUCAAUGCACUUAUGUUCAUUUAGAAAUGUCCUGUACCUCGGGCAUAAAAAGAGUCCAGCCCGGUAAAUAAGUUCCGUGGCUCAAGUGCCCUUAGUCCCGCAACGCUUGUCCGUAGCAUAAACCCAGUAUAUUCAUACCCUCAAAAUAACACUUAUUUUGUAACACAACUAUAAAGCGUAUCAAAGACUACCCAAAGAAUAAUACGUCCUCACAACUACAUAAAUCACAGUAUACAUCACCCCCAAACAAAGGAAAUACCGUAUACAAAAAGUUGUAGUCAGUCGGUCAGUCAGACAAUCCGCCAACAGCCCUCCAGCGGAGGAAAGGCCACGAAAACCAACGGAGAGUUGUAGUCCACAGCGCACAGAGUGGAUCCAAUCCUGGGUAAACUCGCUUUAAGGCCACAAAACACACUGUAAGGCAACCAAACAAACGUCAUGGUGAAGCUUCAUGAACUGAAGGUAGUACACAUCCUCCUUCAGGUCUCAAUCACAACUUCUCUUUUGCGCAGCUGAUGCUGGCUAUUUAAUGGGGAAUUAAAGGGGAAGCGCCCUAUUAGAAGGAGAAGCCUUGAGACGGUUCAGAAAUAUUCAGGGCCGUCACAGCGUGCGUGUGUAUAUCACACUGUGGCAACAACUGACAUGUUGUGUAAAUUCUCUUUCACUCUCUCCACAGCCAUAGGUCUGGAGUCCUGUCCAGAGCCACAGACCCCCAACUAUGGCAUCAAGGUUGGAGACCGCUACAUGGUUGGAGACGUGGUUCUGUUUCAGUGUGAACAAGGCUACUCUCUGCAGGUAACAGAUCAUUCUCUCCAUCUCUAUAUAUCUAUCUCUAUCUAUCUCUAUCUAUAUCUCUCCAUCUCUAUAUCUAUCUCUAUCUAUAUCUCUCCAUCUCUAUAUCUCCAUCUCUAUAUCUAUCUAUCUCUCCAUCUCUAUAUCUAUCUCCAUCUAUCUCUAUCUAUAUCUCUAUAUCUUUCUCCAUCUAUCUAUCUCUAUAUCUCUAUAUCUUUCUCCAUCUAUCUAUCUCUCCAUCUCUAUAUCUUUCUCCAUCUAUCUCUAUCUAUAUCUCUAUAUCUUUCUCCAUCUAUCUAUCUCUAUAUCUCUAUAUUUUUCUCAAUAUCUCUAUAUAUCUAUAUUUUGCUCCAUAUCUCUAUCUAUCUAUAUCUCUAUAUUUUUCUCUGUCUGUCUGUCUGUCUGUCUGUCUGUCUGUCUGUCUGUCUGUCUGUCUACAUUUUCUCCAUAUAUCUAUCUAUAUCUCUAUAUUUUUCUCCAUAUAUCUAUUUAUCUCUAUCUAUUUCAUCUAGUAUCUCUGUCGGUUCAUCUUAGUAGCUUUUUUAAAUGUUGUUCAGUGUUCUACUGUUCUAAAGCAUUGAGUACUAGGGAAUAUGUGAUAUAACAACGUAAUGCUGUAUGUUUAUGAAUAACUAUUUUUCUUCACCAGGGUAAUGCCCAUAUAACCUGUAUGCCAGGACCAGUCCGGAGAUGGAACUACCCAGUCCCACUCUGUCUUGGUAUGUCGAUAACGUUACUGUGACAUUAGUAUGUCUAAACCUCUCAUAGAGAAUUGCAGAGAGUUUGGUUACUCUGUGAUGUAAAGGUGUGACUGUCAUAGAAGCUCGAUACCCAGCAUAAAUAGUAAAACUUUAAUAUGUUCAGAGUUGGCUGUUGGUCUCGGGGACAACUGUUGUCAGCUGUCAGCUGUAUAUCCUGAACAACCAAAGUCAAUAUUUUUAAUGAAAAAUGUCCCCAAAAUGAACUGCCAGGGCCCACAUCUAAAACAUAUAGCAAAAACGUUUUUUAGAAACGUUUUUGGGUAAAUAGUCCCCUGUAGCUCAGUUGGUAGAGCAUGGCGCUUGCAACGCCAGGGUUGUGGGUUUGUUUCCCACGGGGGGCCAGUAUGAAAAUGUAUGCACUAACUGUAAGUCGCUCUGGAUAAGGGCGUCUGCUAAAUGACUAAAAUGUAAAUAUAUUCUGUCCAUGUACGUUAACUCACUGAGACAGAUGAUGGAUCUUUAUCUAACAUAAUUAUUUUUUGGGACACACAAUAGUUGUAAAGAAGAGACAAUAACUUGGACUCUCUUAAGUGGUGAACAAAAAGAAUUCCACGUCUGUGGAGCCACAUUUUCUGAAAUAUCCCAAAACUUUGAGUUUUUGUACUUUUCCUUCUAAAAGCUCUCACACCAUAACGAAAGGUAGGGAGCACCUUUGUGCCUUUUAGCACACAAAAGGCUAUUCUUUUCACUUAAAGGUGAAUCACUCCACCAUUUCCUGGUUGCUAAAAUUCAAAUAGUGCUCCUAAUUUCAGUUUAUGUGACAAAACAAGCAAACCCUAGUGUAGAGAAUCACUGUACCAUCUAAACCGCUGUGAAAUAUCUGUUUGAAGCUGGUGUACAAAACCAAAAGUAAUAGACGCAAAAACUAAGCUGAAGAAAAGGAAGCAUAGAAAUAGUGCACAUAGAACAUACUGUAUCUACCACUUCUUAGACGUGCUUUCAAUGAGAACCACAGAUCUAUAACUAUAGGAAUAUGUCAAGUCACCCAUAAAGUUACAUAUUGCAGCUUUAACAAGGGCUGCGUUACCAUUCUCUUUAGGCUACUCUAUAUCCAGGAUCAGUGCUGAGGAUAACCGAUACCUCUCCUUCUGACUCAAUGAUAGGGAGCCUAUUUAACACAAAGGAUGCAACAAGACCUGGGGUAGAUAGAGUAUUCAUACAUUUUAACCGUUAGUGUGUCUGUCACGAUCACAGGAGCUGCUCCAUCCUGGCAAUCUGUAUCAUAGAUUCUUUUUUCUUCUUCUUUUUUUAUACAUAUUGCAGCUUAAGACUUACCUCACACUGGCUGAACCGCUGAGAGGGAAAGAGGCUAUGCUAGUACACUCUUAGAAAAAAGGCUUUCAAAGGGGUUCGUCGGCUGUCCCCGUAGGACAACCCUUUUUGGUUCCAGGUAGAACACUCUGUGGAAAGGGUUCUACAUGGAACUCAAAAGGGUUCUUCAAAGGGUUAUUCUAUGGGGACUGCCGAAGAACCCUUUUAGGUUCUAGAUAGCACCUUUUUUUCGAAGAGUGUAGUCCUAUAGGAGUGAGUUGAUCUGAAGCACUGAUGCUACAAUACACUGUUUUAAGGGAAUGCCCAUUUAAAGGCCUGUCAAUACUAAUGUACUAAUCCAUCCCAGCUGGUGGCCUCGAUACCCGUUCAUACUGUCUAGAGAUGUAAACCAAACCCUUCUGCUUUUAGAAGCUAUAGAUACAUAUAAGAACAUGACAUAAUUAAGUUUAAGAUUUUUGCUUCUGAUGGACUAAUGAAGUAGUUAUUUUAUUAUACUCUAGUCUAUUCUAAAAAAUGUAAUUCUAUUUUUAUUUCAUUCUAUUAUUUCAUUAUUUAACCUGUCUGAGUGGGAUUGUCUCCACAGCCCAGUGUGGUGGCUCCAUGACUGAUGUCAGCGGUGUCAUCCUGAGCCCUGGCUUCCCUGGAAACUACCCCAGUGGAUUAGACUGCACCUGGACUGUCAUACUACCCAUCGGCUUCGGUACAGGAACACACUGACAGUCAUUGUGGCCAAGAACGCACACACACACACACUGUCAAACUACCUAUUGGCUUUGGUACAUCAACUCGCUGCUGCCGUGGACAAGCCACAGUCACACAUUGUUACACAAAGAAGUGUAUGUCUUGUUUCAGUUAAAACACAGCUAGUGGGGAAGUGGCCCUAGUUAUAGCAGUGAAGUGUCAGACCCAUGUAUGUCAGGAGCUUUAGAGGGAAUGAUGCUUGAUUUAUAAGCCUAAAGAGCAGAGACAUUGAAACAGGGAAAGUGUAACACCAACAAUGAUGCAAAUGUUUAACCAGUCUUCCAGUCAACUGAGAACAGCAUCAUGGUUUACAAACAGUAGGCUAAAUACAUAGUAUACACUCUUAGAAAAAAGGGUUCCAGGUAGAACCCUUUUUGGUUCCAGAUAUAACUAUUUUGGGUUCCGUAUAGAACCCUCUGUGGAAAGGGUUCUACAUGGAACUCAAAAGGGUUCUUCAAAGGGUUAUCUUAUGGGGACAGCCGAAGAACCCUUUGAUGCUAAUGCACUAUGGUUCAAACGCUAAUGCACUAGGGUCCAAACGCUAAUGCACUAAGGUCCAAACGCUAAUGCACUAGGGUCCAAACGCUAAUGCACUAGGGUCCAAACGCUAAUGCACUAGGGUCCAAACGCUAAUGCACUAGGGUACAAACGCUAAUGCACUAGGGUCCAAACGCUAAUGCACUAGGGUUUUUGCAACUCUUCUAAUGUACCAAUGAGUUUACGCUCUCAGUCGACCAACCUUUAAUCUCUUGUGAUGUUUGUUGUGGUAGAGCUACAGUGUUCUGCUUCAGUGGGUUCUGGGAUUAACCCACCUGCUGAAGUAAUGGGUAGAUGAGUAAGAUGAUGGUAUAUUCUUCAUUACAGAAACUCAUGGACUGAUCAGUGUGUUUUUAAUCCACCUGUUGUUUAUUUCAGGAAUCCACCUGCAGUUCCUCAACUUCUCCACGGAGGCCAUCCAUGACUACCUGGAGAUUCGGAGUGGAACGCUGGAGACGGGCACGGUGAUUGACAGGUUCAGUGGACCACAGGUCCCCAAGUCCCUGUUCAGCACCACCCACCAGACUAGCCUCUUCUUCCACAGCGACUACUCCCAGAACAAGCCGGGUUUCCAGAUCACUUACCAGGGUGAGGCUAGAGUUAGUUUAUUUUAAAAAUAUAUCUUUUUUCCUGAUUUUAUUGAACAGAUAGAUAUAAAGAGGAUGACACUGGGAAAGAUAGAGGUUGUGUCAUGCCGAAACCGUAGACUACAGAGUUAGAUCAGUAGAAUGUGUGGGAGAGGAGAGAACUCAAAAAGGAUUUGUCGAGGGCCCUUGUGAUUUCACUCAACUCAAUUAAAUGUAAUUGUAUUUGUCAUAAUGUUGGUCUGGGCAAUCUCCUUCAGUAUCCUAGAUACGGUAUUUACAUGACACACAGUUUUAUCUAUGUAUUCGUUUUCAUGUUUGUGUCAUUUCCUUCAUAUGUAUUUUCAGUCAAUAUUUAUUUCAAUGAUCGACUACUUCCUGAUUUCCAGCCUAUCAGCUACAGAGCUGUCCCGACCCUCGUCCUUUUCGUAACGGCAUCGUGAUCGGCAGCGACUUCAGUGUGGGCCUCACUGUGUCCUUCGAGUGUCUGCCUGGCUACUCCCUCAUCGGGGAGGCUUCUCUCACCUGUCUGCACGGAAUCAGCCGCAACUGGAACCACCCGGUACCACGCUGUGAAGGUAACUAUGGAAAUAGGAUAUCUAUGGGAACUACUAGCAUAUAAAUGGAAUUGAUAGGAUCUGUAUGGUAACAGAUUGAUAUUGCACCUAGAGGGCAGCAGUGGGCGUUUCAUGGACCAUAACAUCUUGGACAUAACAUCCAAUACUACAACAGUUCCACUUAAUCUACUUCUACUCCAAUGGCAUCCACUGCAAUCACUAUUAGGCUACUGUAGUAUUACAACAUAUUACUAAGAAGUGGCCAUUACUAUGACUUUUACUGCUGUGUCUUUUUGCUCAAUCAGUGUAGCCUGGAAAGACCUCUAACUUGACCAUGUCUUCCCUCUCCUCUGUAACUAUGUGUGGGUGGUAACAUCACCUAACCCUCUCCUCUGUAACUCUGUAUGGGUGGUAACAUCCCCUAACCCUCUCCUCUGUAACUCUGUAUGGGUGGUAACAUCCCCUAACCCUCUCCUCUGUAACUCUGUGUGGGUGGUAACAUCACCUAACCCUCUCCCUCUGUAACUCUGUAUGGGUGGUAACAUCACCUAACCCUCUCCUCUGUAACUCUGUGUGGGUGGUAACAUCACCUAACCCUCUCCUCUGUAACUCUGUAUGGGUGGUAACAUCACCUAACCCUCUCCUCUGUAACUCUGUAUGGGUGGUAACAUCCCCUAACCCUCUCCUCUGUAACUAUGUGUGGGUGGUAACAUCACCUAACCCUCUCCUCCGUAACUCUGUAUGGGUGGUAACAUCACCUGACCACAUCUUCCCUCUUCUCCGUAGCGCUGUGUGGGGGUAACAUCACUUCCAUGAAUGGUACCAUCUACUCCCCCGGCCACCCCGAGGAGUACCCCAACUUCCAGGACUGUGUGUGGAGUGUGAGGGUUCCCCCUGGGAACGGGAUCUACAUCAACUUCACCGUGCUCAGCACUGAACCCAUCUACGACUACAUCACUGUAUGGUAAGAACCAAUUGACCUCUUAAUGAACAACUAUAGUGUUCGAUUACACUAUAAUAUAUACAUCACUUUCACCAUGGUCAGUACAGAACCUAACUGUGACUACAUCACUGUAUGGUACGAACCUGUAUGGGGCCCCGUGUAGCGCAGUUGGUAGAGCAUGGCGUUUGCAACUCCAGGGUUGUGGGUUCGAUUCCCACAGGGGGGCCAGUAUGAAAAAAUGUAUAAUGUAUGCACUCACUAACUGUAAGUCGCUCUGGAUAAGAGCGUCUGCUAAAUGACUAAAAUGUAAAAUGAACCUACAGUGCAUUCUGAAAGUAUUUAGACCUCUUGACUUUUUCAAAAAAAUUAUACGUUACAGCCAGUGGCGGUUCUAGACACAUUUUACUAGGGGGGCCAAGGAGGGGCCAGUGUUUAAUCAGGGGGGCACACAUAAAAAAACUGGCAACACAUGAUAUUCAAAGAUUAUAAACUUUAUUUUACUUUAAAAUCAUAUGACAUUUAUUAUAACACGUAUUUUGUACAAGAGUGCAGAUGCAAGAGAGAUAGUGCCAUAAAAAUGAAAAAAAAAUAAAAAAAUUUUUUUAAAAAAGUACAGGGUACAAAUACAGGGUUCAUAUUCAAUGUGAACAAAACUCCAGGAUACAACAAAGGGUACAACAAUGUGCCAUUUCCUAUUUAUGGAAGCCCCACUACUGUGGACAGUUGAUUCCACAUUUUGUUUUAAGAAAGAAAACUUUCUGAGUUAUUUAUAAACAAAACACACUACCCUGUAUCCAUUUAGGUAAAAUAAACCAAAUCAGAAAAGAAAUUCAAUUCAAAGAGGCUUUACUAGCAUGACCAUAUUGACAUACAGUAUUGCUAAAGCACAUAAACAGGGAAACGUGUUACACAUUAACAUCCAGUAGUCCAAUAGGAUGCAGACAAUAAACAUUAAGUUAACAUUCGUUUAAAAGCAACAAUCAUGUCAACACAAUGUAGCAAUAUGAACAACACUGAUGGAUAUCAGCAACAACAUGAAAACAAGAAUAUUACAGGUGUCUGUGUGUGUGUGUGUGUGUGUCUGUGUCUUUGUGUACUUCACUGUCAGUUGAUGAGCAGGUGUACAAAAAAAGGCUUUACAACAUAUAUGGGCAAGUCCAUUUAGGACAGCACAUUUCCACCAUAGUUCACAUUAGGAAAAAAUGACAGCAUGAAUGCUCACUAAACAAACAUAUACUACAUAUACCUUUUUAUACACAUUUCUUUUCAGUAAUUUUUUAAGAGUGAAAGGGAAGUAAGCAAUCGCUCAUCAUAGGAUCAUACAUAUUUCAGUUACAAUAUUAAAGCUGGACCUGCAAAGUCUGAACGACACAAGUGUGCAAUGAUUGGAGUGAUUUUGUUUCUUUUUUUUCUUGCUUUGCUUGUUUUCAAAAGGAAAAAUCAUAGUUGGUAAAAAAUAAAAUAAACUUUUGUUGAAAGGUAUCACACUGUAUAAUUUACAAAUAUCUAAAGAGGUUUAGUGGAUGCCAUAAAACAUCUGUGGAGCUUGAAGAUUUGUAGUACAUAGAUGUUUGGCAGAGAUAAUUCAAAAGAAUAAAAUCAUAAACUCUAUCUAUCUAUCGAGAGAGAAAGAGAGAGAGAGAGAGAGAGAGAGAAGUGUUUCCUUAGAGCAGUACAUGCAGCAAUCACUUAAUGGAGUGAUGUCAUAAUGGGCCACAAAACUUUGGGGAUGUGGAUGGAAAGUUACAGGCAGGAGAGGGGAACCAACAGAAGCAGGUCUUGAGACAUGAGUUUGCCCCUUUUUGAAAACCUCUUGAGAGAGGAUUGGUGGGAUAUAUAUACAUACAUACAUACACUCUAGUAGUGUGUGGAACUACUGGUACUGUGAGGAAAAAAAGAUAGAUGAUGUAAAAUGAAAAAUAAAACAAGCUUCAGCUUCUUAAGACACGGUGGGUUCAUCUAAGUAGACACAUGUAACUUCAUGUGGACACCAGACUGUCUCUGUCUACACAUGUAACUUCAUAUGGACACCAGACUGUCUUUGUUUACACAUUUAACUUCAUAUGGGCACCAGACUGUCUCUGUCUACACAUGUAACUUCAUAUGGACACCAGACUGUCUUUGUUUACACAUUUAACUUCAUAUGGGCACCAGACUGUCUCUGUCUACACAUGUAACUUCAUAUGGACACCAGACUGUCUCUGUCUACACAUGUAACUUCAUAUGGACACCAGACUCUUUGUCUACACACGUAACUUCAUGUGGACACCAGACUAACUCCAUUCAUUUUACCGGUGGUAUUGAGAACAGAUAAACCCACCGUGUCUUAAGAAGCUCAAGCUUGUUGUUUUAUUGUUCAUUAUAUCUCUUUUUCCUCACAGCGGCACUCAUACGCUACUAGCGUAUAUAUCAUAUAGAUACACUACAGCAACAGGAUACGGCGGUUGUGCUGUCUGGCAAAACGGUGCGCCACUCUAAUUUACCCGUGUAGAACGUUGCCGUGUAGAGCGUUGCAUUAGUUCCGCUUUUGGCGCUCGCGUGUAAAAUAGUUAUAAAUUCAUAAUUUUUUAUUUGGUCAGCACGGGGGGGCCACAGGGGUGGCCAGGGACAUUUCCAGGGAGGCACGGGCCUCCCCCGGCCUCCGUGUAAAACCGCCACUGGUUACAGCCUUAUUAUAAAAUGGAUAAAAAAAUGUCCCUCAUCAAUCUACACUCGAUACCCCAUAAUUACAAAUCGAAAACAGGUUUUUAGAUUUUUUUGCAAAUGUAUUAAAAAUAAAAAAAACUGAAAUACCUUAUUUACAUACAGUUGAAGUCGGACGUUUACAUACACUUAGGUUGGAGUCAAUAAAACUCAUUUUUCAACCACUCCACAAAUGUCUUGUUAACAAACUAUAGUUUUGGCAAGUCGGUUAGGACAUCUACUUUGUGCAUGACACAAGUAAUCUUUCCAACAAUUGUUUACAGACAGAUUAUUUCACUUAUAAUUCACUGUAUCACAAUUCCAGUGGGUCAGAAGUUUACAUACACUAAGUUGACUGUGCCUUUAAACAGCUUGAAAAUUCCAGAAAAUGAUGUCAUGGCUUUAGAAGCUUCUGAUAGGCUAAUUUACAUCAUUUGAGUCAAUUGGAGGUGUACCUGUGGAUGUAUUUCAAGGCCUACCUUCAAACUCAGUGCUUGACAUCAUGGGAAAAUCAAAAGAAAUCAGCCAAGACCUCAACAAAAAAAUUGUAGACCUCCACAAAUCUGGUUCAGACGCCUGAAGGUACCACGUUCAUCUGUACAAACAACAGUAUGCAAGUAUAAACACCAUGGGACCACGCAGCCGUCAUACCACUCAGGAAGGAGACGCGUUCUGUCUCCUAGAGAUUAAUGUACUUUGGUGCGAAAAGUGCAAAUCAAUCCCAGAACAAAAGCAAAGGACCUUGUGAAGAUACUGGAGGAAACAGGUACAAAAGUAUCUAUAUCCACAGUAAAAUGAGUCCUACAUCAACAUAACCUGAAAGGCCGCUCAGCAAGGAAGAAGCCAUUGCUCCAAUACCGCCAUAAAAAAGCCAGACCACGGUUUGCAACUGCACAUGGGGACAAAGACCGUACUUUUUGAGAAAUGUCCUCUGGUCUGAUGAAAAUAGAACUGUUUGGCCGUAAUGACCAUCGUUAUGUUUGGAGGAAAAAGGGGCCGCUUGCAAGCCGAAGAACACCAUCCCAACCGUGAAGCACGGGGGUGGCAGCAUCAUGCUGUAGGGGUGCUUUGCUGCAGGAGGGACUGGUGCACUUCACAAAAUAGAUGACAUCAUGAGGAAGGAAAAUUAUGUGGAUAUAUUGAAGCAACAUCUCAAGACAUCAGUCAGGAAGUUAAAGCUUGGUUGCAAAUGGGUCUUCAAAUGGACAAUGACCCAAAGCAUACUACCAAUGUUGUGGCAAAAUGGCUUAAGGACAACAAAGUCAAGGUAUUGGAGUGGCCAUCACAAAGCCCUGAUCUCAAUCCUAUAGAAAAUGUGUGGGCAGAACUGAAAAAGCGUGUGCGAGCAAGGAGGCCUACAACCUGACUCAGUUACACCAGCUCUGUCAGGAGGAAUGGGCCAAAAUUCACCCAACUUAUUGUGUUAAGCUUGUGGAAGGCUCCCCGAAACGUUUGACCCAAGUUAAACAAUUUAAAGGCAAUGCUACCAAAUACUAAUUGAGUGUAUGUAAACUUCUGACCCACUGGGAAUGUGAUGAAAGAAAUAAAAGCUGAAAUAAAUCAUUCUCUCUACUAUUAUUUCACAUUCUUAAAAUAAAGUGGUGAUCCUAACUGACCUAAAACAGGGAUUUUUUUACUAGGAUUAAAUGUCAGGAAUUGUGAAAAACUCAGUUUAAAUGUAUUUGGCUAAGGUGUAUAUAAACUUCCGACUUCAACUGUAUCUCUCUCUCAGCUGCUCAAUAGUGCUUUAUUACAGUUACUAACAAAAGUCUUCCUUUUUAUCAGUUUUACACAUUUAACUAUGUAUUUCUCUACUAGCAGGAAUGGUGCAAUAUUAAUCCCUCACCAACUGAAUUUCUGCCUUUUAUCCCAUAUGGUGAUUCUGAUUCUGAGUGUUCUUACAGCCCUCAGAGUGGGCAAAGUUAGAGUGCCACAACACUGAACUGCAGCAACCCAAAAGGAUACAAAUUAUGUUCAUUGAUGCAGGAGGGCUGGGGGAGUUUGACCAAUCAAGUUCAAGUGAAGAUUAUUUUCAUAUCCACUUCUAAAUCCAGUGUCAACAGCAGCCGGUUGAGAAAAGGGUUAAUGAAGAGCUUACUCACACUUCCUCUGUUCACCUAGCUCCUCUGUUCAUUCACCUUGGUUGUAAUGCCAGGUAGAAAAACGACUCACCUCUUCCCACUCACCUCUUCCCACUCACCUCUUCUCACUCACCUCUUCUCACUCACCUCUUCCCACUCACCUCUUCCCACUCACCUCUUCCCACUCACCUCUUACACAGCAGGUAAGGGUUUAUUGUAAUAUAUUGAUGUAAAUUGUGUCAUAUUGUACACAAUAACUUUUUAGUUAGUUUCUAUGAAAUAAGACUUUUGUUUCAAUACCCAUGAGGAGAUAACAAGGAAUUAUGUAAAACCAUGUGAUAGUCAAUUAGCCUAGCCAAUUAUAGAAGAGCUAACCCUUGACUUUACGUGUUGGACGCUUAAUUAGUGGAAUUAUUACUAAAACUUGUUUUGGCAGAUAACUUUGGUAUGGUAAAAAGUAUUCCUUAUGGCGUUGUUGUUUUAAAACAUAAAAGUAAUUAUACACUUGCGGAAAAAAGCCAACUUUAUUUUUGCAGUUUCACGUUCCACAAGUGCUCUCAAACCUCUCUUCCAAACUGUUCUUUCUUAAUUGGAUGCAUCCUUUCUGUGGUUACCAUAGCUACUGCAUUUUUCACUCAUGGUAAAACAGAACUUUGUCUUCUGGUUGAUCUGAGAGAGACCUGUAUUUUAACUGUUCACCCCCACAUUCACUCUCUCGCCAUCAUGGUUCCCACCAUCACUCCAUCCCUACGCCAUCCCUUCAUUAAACAAACUGACCAACAGUGAUAUCACACUCACAGUUAGUCAAUUUAAAGGCAUAGAGUAUGGUUGACGUACACAGACUUUUAAUCUCUCUCUGAGGAAAUGUAAUGCAGUAAAACAGUCGCCAAGGCGAGUUCUUCAUGUAUCCCAAUAGAUCCAGUCAAAGGCAUCUUGAUGUUUUAAAGAGAGCGGCUUUCUGAGUAAUUGUCUUCCCCAGCACUCUGACACCACUGUUGUGCAGGGGGAGGAGGAGGAAGACAGGGGAUGGAGUAAUGGAUGGAAUGAAUGAAUUCUGAGAUGAAUUCUAAUAAUGUGUGUCCUCCAUCCAUGCGCACACAAAUAAUAAGUCCCCCUUUCUCCCCCCAAACAUUUAAAUAAUGCAUUUUCAGCAAAGGUGCUUUUCAGUUUUCACAUGGCUCUGUUUCAGUCUCUGAUAGGAUUUAUUUAUGUUGCUGACUGCUGCGGCCGACUUGCGCUUCAAUCUUUUCUCAGCGCUGUGAGACGUCGUGCUGGCUUCAAACACACACACGCUCACACACACUUGUGUGUGCACACACGUAUACGCGCACACACACACACACACACUCACGUAUGCACUAAUGCACAGAGACAAUCACUCAAGCACUCGCUCUCUUUCUCUCACACACACAGACACACACACACACACACAGACACACCGUGCUCCCGAAACAUCCCGGGUGUCAGAGAUUAGCCAGAUUAAUAAAACAGCUUCUCUGCUUGUUCGUAGGACUGCUCUGACCCAGCGGUGCCCAGAGAGGGGGUCCACUGAGCACCAUUAGACAGACCCCCUCUCCCCUUCACACACUCAUUUACCUUUGACUGGCUCCAGAUUUGACCCGUGGAGGUGGUCUGCUCUCUGGCUGUCACGAUCACAGAGAUGUAGCCCUCCUCAUGCCCCUGUCUCUUAAUUGGGUAGAUAGUUUGAUAUCUGGGUACCUUUCUGCAUUUUAAAACCCAGUCUCUGUAACGAGCGCCCUUAGGUUGUGGCUUCUCCAAAAAACGAAGUUUAUUAAAAGAGAUGACAUCGUCUAACGUCUCUCUCUGGAAGGAAUACUGUAGGUCAGUGAUGGGUUAUGUAUCCUGCUCUCUACAUUGACCUGGGAAAUGUUUGUUAAAGAUGACCGCAAAUAGAUUUUCAAUGGGCUCCUUUCAAAGACAUGUCUGUGUUGGUCAAUGUCUUGUCUUCCUUGUCUAUUGACAAUGUCCAUCACCUGCCCAUGGGGAGGGAUUUGUCAUUGAUCCUUGGUGUGUAUGUCGUGUUGUGUUGUGUUGUGUUGUGUGUGUGUUGUGUUGUGUUGUGUGUGUGUGUGUGUGUGUGUGUGUGUGUGUGUGUGUGUGUGUGUGUGUGUGUGUGUGUGUGUGUGUGUGUGUGUGUGUGUGUGUGUGUGUGUGUGUGUGUGUGUGUGUGUGUCUACAGGGAUGGUCCAGACCAGAGCUCCCCCCAGAUCGGUCAGUUCAGUGGGAACACAGCACUAGAGUCGGUCUACAGCACCUCCAACCAGAUCCUCAUUAAGUUCCACAGCGACUUCAGCGGCAGUGGAUUCUUCGUGCUCAGUUACCAUGGUGAGCACUUCAUCAGAGAGACAGGCGGGGAGAGAGAGAAAGAUAGAAAAGACGGGAGAGAGAGAAAGAUGGAGAACAAAUGUGAUAAUGAAGGAGGAGAGGGAGAGAGAGUGGUGGAGAAAGAAAGAGAGAGUGAAAGGUAGAGAAAGAGAAAGAGAAAGAGAGGAGAGAACAAAUCCAGAGGAAAAGGAAGAGAGAUCAAUGGCCUGAUGGGCAGCAGAGUGAAGCUCCUAGUCCUCCUCCCUGCCUGCCUAGGGCCUCUGACACGUAUGGCAGCCAGUACUCAUUAUUGGCUCAGCUCAUUUUCAUAGUCAAUUUAAUCCUGACUUAUUGCACUUCGAUGCCUCUCUCCCAUCUGACGGUCUUUUUAAUGAAUCAGUGAAGGGACAUGACUCUAUACACCUGUGCCACAUUGAUUAUUGGCUACAGGGUGCGCUCUGAGCAGUGAGCACUUGCCUAAAUAUAUUUUUUUGUCCAGACACAUACAGCCUUUUCACACUACUAAUGAAACACAAGGCUGCUCCCUUGACACAGUGCUACUGGAAAAAACAGAUCAAGCAUCCCAAUAGCAAGGCCCAUGUCAUUCCCAAUAGCAAGGCCCAUGUCAUUCCCAAUAGCAAGGCCCAUGUCAUUCCCAAUAGCAAGGCCCGUGUCAUUCUGCUACAGCCAGCACUUAUGAUUUUACUACAAGUGCUUAUUGAUCCUGACCUGUAUCAAACGUCUCUCUCACUGUAAACCAGUCUGUCUUGAUUGUGGACGGUGGGGUGGCUUACGAGGUACUCCAAUCACUUUACUGUAACAGUCGAGGUGCUUAACUGUCACCUUAGUUUCAGCUCCGCCCAAAUGGGUUAUGGGUAAACUACAGGUUUGGACUUUGAUAUGGUAUGUAUUGACAUGUCACUGUUGGUUGAUUACAGUUAUUAAAAGGUUUUUAAUUGGUCUGUCAGAUGUUCAAAAGGUAACGUAGAACUAUUUGAUCAAUCAUAGCUCAAUCGUGUUAUUGUUAUCAUUAUUAUUAAUCUGUACAUCCAUCCCUGUUGCCUAAUAAGGAGAGCUGCUCUGUCGAAGCUAGCUGCUCCUAGCUGCUCCUGCUUAAUGAUAUGAAUGUACUAGACUACAGAUAAUACACAGCAAUGUUUCUCUAUAUUUUACUUGGGUUUGGCAUGGGAAUUACUCUGUAAUGAGUUUAGCUUUUGAUUCAUUUUAAAUGGGCCACCGAGUUAGAGAAACAACUAGAUUUCCCCUUAGUGAACACUCUGCUUUGCUGUGAAUUAGCCAAGAUUUAUACGACACUUAUUAAAGAUAUUAGUUUAGUUUAUUUGAUUGUCCUCAACUGUCAAGUAAUCAAAUUGUAGGCUGCAGACGGUUUAUUCAUGCAGUUUGCUGUCCAGAAUGACAAAAUAAGUGUUUUCAUGUAGGUCACAUCAAAAGAUUGGCCUGGGGGGAAAUAAAUCAAUAGAAUGUGAUUAUCACUCCAAAUAAGCAACGUGCAAAACUGUCACUUUUUCCAAUCCUGCUAUGAGAGGGUUUAAGUUGCAUAGUUAUUCAGGACAUUAUGCAAACAUCAUAAUAUUAUAGAAUACCAUUUGUGGGUAGAUUUGAAGACUCAAUUCCCGGAGCCCACUUGUUUUGACUGGUGAUGAUCUUCAUCGUUCACAGCACAUCAACCGGUCAAUCUAGACGUAAAUCCCACAUGAGGGAAAUACAUAGAGGAGGUUCCCUCUUUAAUUUAGCUUUUUUAUUAGAGCCUAUCACAGAGCGAAAUGUAGAGUCUCUCAUGGGGACACAGAAAGUCAUUGACUCUGUUCAUUGCUUUCGCUUCAAUUGGCAAUAAACACACACAAACACAGACACAUAUUCACCAAAUUCACAGUCACACACACACACACAACCCCCCGUACCCUCUGUGCUCACUCUCCUUCCUCUGCCUGAGGAGCCUCUAAAGGAAUCUUAUUAAUCAGCAAGCACAUUUAACCGAAGCCACAUGCUAAGUGGCUUUCGCUACUUAAUUUAUGUUAUUGUAGCGUGGUUGUCCGGAGCCAAAGCCCCCACUCGUCUAUUAGACAGCCUCCCUCCUCCUCUGUCUACUCUGUACGCUGGGGGUUUAUUCAUUAGUGCACACGGUAGCAAACUGUAGCAAAACAUAUUGUUUACGAAUAUGUGAGUUUCUUUUUUUGGACAAAUAAAGGAAGGUCCCCCUCCCUGUUUUACUUAUGUUUGUUUCUUACACCCUUGUUCAUGGGGAAGCAGAAGUCGAUUUAGCUAUAUACUGCUUUAGCCUGUCUGGAGAGCCAGGUGGGUGGGGUUGGCAUUUCGGAGACGUUUCUAUUGGUUCCGUUGCACCAGGCAAGCUCAGGCAAGCACAGCUUUUAUAUUGAAUAAUAGUAUAUGAACCCAGGUCUGGAAGUUAGCUAUAUGUCUAUCGCUCAGGAGAUAUCUCCCUCCUGCUCUGUCUGUUCAGACUGUUGAGAAGUUUUAUAACAAUUACACUCGGUUAUCAAUUAAUUAAUGAUCAAUGGCUGUCAUUGAUUUUACCCCCUAGUUUGUGGUGGCAUGACCCCGCCAGGUAGCUGGGUAGUGGGUGUAGUUUGGAUCUGCAGUCCUGAAAGAGGUUGGCUGUAAGAUUCAAUGGUGUAAUAUUUCCCCUUGCCUAGUUCAGAGUGCUACCUUAUUUAAUCCUGUCAUUAGCAGCAGCGAUUCCUCAGAUCGUGUGUGUGUAUGAACUCAGUGUGUCUCUCCAUCCGUGCAUGUGUGUGUGCAGUGUAGUAUCUCUCCCCGGGCCCAGCUCCGACCGUUGUCACCUUAUUUAAUCCUGUCGUUAGCGCCAGCUAGCAGUGUUCGUUCCCUCAUAUAGUUAGCAGUGCCUCCUUGCCAGAACAGCACAGCUUGGCCGGUCUGUUGAUUCCCAGAAGGUACACUGGGCUUAUCUGAUGCCCUUAAACACACCGCCGAGAUCACAUCGCUGCUGAAUAAAUUGGUAUGCAGCCAGGUGCAGGUGGUGUAGAAUCUGCAUUUUUUUCCUUCUUUUUUUCCUGCCUAACCUUUCAAAUGCCAGUAGUUUCUCCUCCUCCCCAAUUCUGAUGCUCUUUUGUCCAGACAUGGGAAAUCAAUGGUCUUUGGUCUGUGAUUUUGCAAGUGGGUCUGCUGUGGCAUGGGUGGAGAUUGCAGUACUGUUGAGUUGAGCAGGUACUUGCACGCAAACCAUCACAAGGAAUAAGGAAGAAGACAAAUCUGCAUCCCAAAUAGGCCUCUGGUCAAAAGUAGUGCACUAUAUAGGGAAAAGGGAGCCAUUCGGGACUUAGACAGAUAUAUAUAUAUAUAUAUAUACAUAUAUUUAUUUAUUUAUUUAUUUAUUUUAAUUCCAUGUUCGAAAGAAUGCAGAAAGUCCCAGUGCAAUAAGUGGUUAACCAAAAAGAGGAUUACUACUCUGUUGAAAUGUUCCUUACACCUUCUUCUUCCUCUUCCUUCCUCCCCCUCUUCUAGUGUACCAGCUGAGGAUCUGCCAAGCGCCCCCGGAGGUGGCCAACGCUGAUAUCCUCACGGAGGACAGGGAGUUUGAAAUAGGUAACGCCUCCACGUCUAGUUCAAUCCAAAUAUUCUCAAUUUUUCUAAUGAAUAGUUUUGGGAUAGGACCUCCUCACCAAUCGUUAUACUUGGGACUAGGAGUUUUCCUGUGCCUGUAUUCAUAAAGCGUCUUAGAGUGCUGAUCUAGGAUCAGUUAUGCUUUUUAGCUCAUUAUGAAUAAAGAGUAUAUGGACUGCGGGAGACCUGAUCCUAGAUCAGAUCUGAGACGCUUUGCGAGUAUAGGCCCUGGCCUUACUGAGAGUUCAUCCGCUUAGGUUAUGAAACGGAAACCCCUCACACCAGCCCCAUGCCCCAUGCCCCUUCACCACAUCCCCCAUGUACGUCUCUCCUCUGCUCAGGUAAAUGCUGAUACAUGUAGAAUGUCCUCACUGAGUAUUGAUCAUGUCUUAGAGAGAGGACAAGCCUCCUCCGGUGUGUUUGACCCCGACUAAUACAAUAGGUGGACACACACACACACACACACAGACAGACAGACACACACACAUAAAUCAAAUCGGUUGAGACAACAGUGAAAUGCUUACUUGCGGGUCCUUUUCCAACAAUACAGAGUUUAAGAUAUAUAUAUUUUAUUUUAUAAAUAGAAAUAGUGUCAAAGUGAAUAAUGAAUAAAAAUCAUGAGUAAAAAUAACAUGGCUAUAUAUAGGGAGUACCAGUACUGAGUCGAUGUGCAUGGGUACGAGGUAUUUGAGAUAGCUAUGUACUGUACAUAUUUGACCCAACGCCUCUACUUGGUCUUAUGUAGCAACAUUUGAAAUGGUGUUUUUUUACAUUGGAUAAAAGAGACUCAGAGCUGCAAAAUGGUACAUCCCACACUGCAGUUGAGGAACAAUGGGAAAGUAAUUCUUCUUUGAAAGUUGAUAAACGUGUAACCCCACUUUUGAGAAAAUGGCACUUGAAUGUUUUGGUACACCUACUGGAGAGCUCUUCUUUGUUUACAUCCAUUCAGCAUCGUUCACACCUUCUUAAGCCUUAGCCCCACCCAUCUCUUUAAGGAUUCACAUGGGAGGCCAGAACAGAGUGAAUAGUGUAGUAAACAACUAAAGAUUUCAAGACUAAAAGUGGUAAAAGUAGUAGCCUACAAUAAGGACAAACUCCAGGUAAAAAUAUACUUUAUCCAGUCCUUGGCCUAUAUCCUAAUCUGACUUUGAAAGUGUUCAGAUAAAAAUAUGGAUUAAAUAUUUUACAAUUAUUAGAUGAUGCUUACCCAGAAACGUGUCUACAUUGAUGGGUCAUGUGAAGGAAAUGCUAAAACCACCCCCCAGCCACAUCUAGCUAAGUGGAUGGGUCACUAUUGUUCAUGUUCAUGAAACACAAUAGAUGGCCGUAAUCACCCCCCAGACACACCUGUCUAGCUUGAUGGUCAUAUAAUCAUUUUCUUGUGAAGUGGAGUCUUUUGUUUAGACAUGUAGCUAGCUAGCUAAACAAUGAACCAUAAUCCCAACCAAUAGCUACAGUACAAACUGAUUGUCAUAGCUAGCCACUAUGCAUGAAAUGUUGGAGUAUGAAUCUGCAGGUAGCUAAAGCUAACCAACUAGGUUCAAUGUUAGCUAGCUAUAACUAGCAAUGCAAAUGGAUUUCUGAGAUACAAAUAAUAUUACUACAUAGAUCAUACACGUAACCUUAGCUAGCCUUGUGGUCGGAUGCCUUAGCUAGCAAGCCAGCAAAUUAUUGUUUGCUAGCUAGCUAACAGUACGCUUUAACUUGCAAUGAAAACAACUUUCUGACAAAGUUAGAAACUUAUAAUAUCUGAAAAAUCUAGCUAGACUCUUACCCAUAUACAUGGAUGAACGCUUCACACCAGUGUGUCAUUUCCGUUUGGUUUGUAGCUAGCUACAGCUUGUUUGGCCGGUUGUUGUGUCAAGUCACUCCGGUUCACAAUGACCUUGUAGUAGUCCAUCACAACCUUUUCCCACUGAUCUUUGUUGAUAGCGCCUGCUAAAUUCUGGGCAGCAAUGUUGUUGAGAGCAGUAGCACCACUUUUGCAGAUCUGCAUGGUUAACGUUAUAUCUUUCAAAAAAGCCGCGGUAGCAUGGAUUAUCUACACAUAUUGAGCAGCUCAUGUUAUAGACAGAAGCGGGUUACAUGGCAGACCAAUCCGAACUCAUCUCUCGGCAUGUCCAGCCCAUCCAUUAUCUCAGCCAAUCAUGGCUAGUGGGAAGGUUCCUGUCUUUUGCCGUGGCUAAACCAACUUGGCUCAUAAUUUAACAAUUUUAUUAGUAUUUACAGAUGGCAUACAAGUUUGUUAUUAAGGCACAUGAAAAUUCACAUGUUCCAGAAGGUAUUUCUGCCAAAAAACUGAUUUUGAUAAAAGACAAUAAAACAAUUUAAAAAAAAAUUAAAUGCCUCUUCUGUGAAGCAGUGCGACAAACGCCUACCUUCCUGAAAUGGGUCACAUAUAGGUAGGGGUAAAGUGACUAUCAGCGGCAUAUGUGUUGUGCGUGUGUGUGUGGCGUCAGUAUGCGUGUGUGUGUGUGUGUGGGUGGGUGGGUGUUAAUGUUGGUGUGUCAGUGUAAGUAUGUGUGAGUGUGGGUAGAGUCCAGCGUGUGUGCAUAGAGUCAGUGCAAGAGAGUUUGUGCAAAAAAGGGCCAAUGUUUAGAAUUCUAAUGGCUUGGGGUUAGAAGCUGUUUAGGGUCCUGUUGUUUCCAGACUAGGUGCAUUGGUACCGCUUGCCGCGCGGUAGCAGAGAGAACAGUCUAUGACUUGGGUGGCUGGAGUCUUUGACCAUUUUUAGGGCCUUCCUUUGACACCGCCUGGUAUAGAGGUCCUGGAUGGCAGGGAGCUGUAUAGUGAUGUACUGGGUCGUACGCACUACCCUCCGUAUCACCUUGUGGUCGGAUGCCAAGCAGUUGCCAUACCAGGCGGUGAUGCAGCCAGUCAAGAUGCUCUCGAUGGUGCAGCUGUAGAACCUUUUGAGGAUCUGAGGGCCCAUGCCAAAUCCAUCCAUGUUUUUCAAACGUCAAAUUUCAAAAUUGUUACAAACAUCAAAUUUCGAAGUGUUUGGUUAAGAUUAAGUUUAGGCAUUAACUUUGCAUGAUUAAGGUAAGGGUUAAAGUUCGGGAUAUGAUUAAAACAAAACUAUAAAAAACAACUUUCUAUUGAUGGAUUCGAACAUGCAACCAUCCACCAUCCCCAUCCACAAUCAAAGGCUACAUGAGGGUAAUAGCACUCACUGUUGCCCCUAGUGGCCGGUUUUCACCUCAUCUUCCGCCGUACUCAGACAUGGAUGUACGUCGAAUACUGACUUGUAUCAUGUGUGACCUGCCUGAUUAAUAGUGAGUUAGCAACUAACUCUGUGAUUGGUGGGUGUGAAAGUGGGCAAUUACAGACAGUGGCUGAGAUGGAUUCACCUUGCCUGGUAACAAGGCCCAAAGGCUCUGCUGUGUCUAUAGCAGCCUUGUAUAGAUUUCUUGGACCACGAUCAUCCAUCCAUCCAUCAUCUGGAACAUGGCCCAUUGCUGCUGUCUAAAGACAUAAUCUGGAACAUGGCCCAUUGCUGCUGUCUAAAGACAUCAUCUGGAACAUGACCCAUUGCUGCUGUCUAAAGACAUCAUCUGGAACAUGGCCCAUUGCUGCUGUCUAAAGACAUCAUCUGGAACAUGGCCCAUUGCUGCUGUCUAAAGACAUCAUCUGGAACAUGACCCAUUGCUGCUGUCUAAAGACAUCAUCUGGAACAUGGCCCAUUGCUGCUGUCUAAAGACAUCAUCUGGAACAUGGCCCAUUGCUGCUGUCUAAAGACAUCAUCUGGAACAUGACCCAUUGCUGCUGUCUAAAGACAUCAUCUGGAACAUGGCCCAUUGCUGCUGUCUAAAGACAUCAUCUGGAACAUGGCCCAUUGCUGCUGUCUAAAGACAUCAUCUGGAACAUGACCCAUUGCUGCUGUCUAAAGACAUAAUCUGUGACAUGGCCCAUUGCUGCUGUCUAAAGACAUAAUCUGGAACAUGGCCCAUUGCUGCUGGUUGAAGACAUCAUCUGGAACAUGGCCCAUUGCUGCUGGUUGAAGACAUCAUAUGGCUUCUAAAAGGACCAGAAUGUUACAGUAGAUGAUGAUGAUGGUGAUAUUGAUUAUGGUGAUGGUGAUGAUGGCAAUGAGGAAGAGCAUACUUUUGUUUAUCUUAAACACCAUUAUUCUUGGUUUUCUGUGUUAUAUUGCACUAACACUAGUUCUACUGCAAUACUCAUACUUCAGGGACCAUUGUUUAUUUUUCCUAGUAACUGUUAUGAAAGUCUCAAAGAUUCCUACCCAGGCUAGAACUCACUCAUUAACAGUGUUCAACCUUGGAUGUCAAAGAAUGUCACCCCAUCUGUCUCAGGCAUCUGUCUCUAUUACUGCAGCACAGGUUUGCUGUCCUUCUUAAUUAUACAACAGCUUUAUCAGAGUCCGUCUCUCUUUCUCUCUCUCUCUCUCUCUCUCUCUCUCUGUUUCAGACAGACGCUAACUAACUCUUUUUCACUUUCUGCUCCAUUCAACCCCUCUCUCUCUCUCUCUCUCUCUCUCUCUCUCUCUCUCUCUCUCUCUCUCUCUCUCUCCUCUCUCUCUCUCUCUCUCUCUCUCUCUCUCUCUCUCUCUCAAUCCUCUUCCUUUUCACCUUCCUCUUCACCUUCUCUCCUGACAGGGGACAUAAUCUUGUACCGCUGUCAUCCUGGCUUCACACUGGUGGGGAGUGAGAUUCUGACAUGCAGACUGGGGGAGAGACUUCAGAUGGAUGGGCCUCCACCCACAUGUCAAGGUGUGUGUGUGUGUAUGCGUGUGUGCCUGAGCAUGUACUUGCGUUCCUUCGUUUUGCAUAUGUGUGUGCGAGUGCGUGCCUACUUGCGUGUGUUUGUGUGUGUUUGUGGCAGCUGUCAUUAAAAUGGUUUUGUCAUUAGCUGUGCUGUUGUGAUGCGUUCUGCCCAGCUCUGUCACAGCCCCUUGUGUUUCCAGUUUUCUAUUCCAGUUAUGUUUCUGUGUCUUCCCUCUCACUGUGUUUAGUGGCCUAAACAGCUGUUGUCAUAAAUGUUUUAUGCCGCCAUAUUUCUCUCCGGCAUCUCAUUGGUGGGAUUUGUCCUGAAAAUCUACGGAACGUCUGGGGGCAUAAGAGAAGCGGUAAUGUGAGGGGUGGGUCUUGGGCAGUGGAGGCUGGUGAGGGGAGGACGGCUCAUAGUAAUGGCCGGAAUGGAAUGAAUGGAACGGUUGGGGAUAUACUAUUCCAUUUAUUCCAUUCCAGCCAUUACAAUGAACCUGUCCUAAGUGGCACCAGCCAACACUUGUCUUGAAAUAAUUUAACCCUUUCUUUUUUUGUUUUGCUUCUUGGCCGAAUGUGUUUGAUUAGUUUAGUAAGUACUGCCUCUUGGGUGACCACUGAAUAAAUGACAGGUACCUCUAGCAUCCAUGUGUUCUCCUGUUAUGUGCUCAUCCAGUGCAAUGCCCAGCCCACGAUGUGAGGUUUGACUCUACUGGAGUGAUCCUGAGUCCAGGCUACCCUGACAGCUACCCCAACCUGCAGAUGUGUAUCUGGACCAUCAAUGUAGAGAAGGGCUACAACAUCACCCUGUACUUCGAGUCCUUCCAGACCGAGAGGGAGUUCGACAUCCUAGAAGUCUUUGAUGGUGGCUAUAAUAGCAUUAGACCAGCCUGGUGCCACAACUGUUUGUGCUGUCUUGCCAACUCAUGACAGCGCAAACAUAUAUGGGACCAGGCUAUUAUCACACACUGUCAUGUUUUUAAAAAACUUCUGGUUUUUGCCCAGAUUUGUAUUGUUUUCAAACUGUAUUUUUUGGGCUGCAGUGGUAUUGUAAAUGUAAUCUUCAGUUUGGAUAAAUUGGGCAUUAAAAGGCUGGACGUUUUGGUAUUGAAUGCAAGGCCUACAAAACUUUGUAUGACCUGACUUUUAAUGAAUGCAAGAGCAUUACAAUGUGAAGCAACCACAAUACCACUGAACAGAUUUUGAUUAAUGCUGAAAUGUCUAAAACGACAUUGUGACAAACAAUGGUCAGCCCCUCUUCUCACAGCUAAAGAUUACUAUAAUGCUUUGGGUCAUUGCUGUAGCUGUUAGCCCUUUCAAUGGAUGAUUUACACAACAAAUACAUUCUUACACAAUCUACCUUGUUGUUGGCAUCCUCUCCUUCUCUCCCCCCUCCCUCCCUCCCUACCGCUCUCUUCCCCCUCCCUACCUCUCUCUCCCCCCUCCCACCCUCCCUCCCUACCUCUCUCUUCCCCUCCCUACCUCUCUCUCCCCCUUCCCUCCCUCUCUCUUCCCCCUCCCUACCUCUCUCUCCCCCUUCCCCCCUCCCUCUCUCUUCCCCCCUCCUUACCUCUCUCUUCAUCCUCCCUACCUCUCUCUUCCCCCUCCCUACCUCUCUCCUCCCCCCCUCCCUACCUCUCUCUUACCUCUCCUCUCCCCCCUCCCUACCUCUCUCCUUCCCCCUCCCUCCCUCUCCUCUCCCCCCUCCCUACCCUCUCUCUCUCCCCCCUUCCCUUCCCUACCCUCUCUCUCCCCCCUCCCUACCUCUCUCCCCCCCCCCUACCUCUUUCUCCCCCACUCCCUACCUCUCUCUUCCCCUCCCUCCCUCCCUCUCUCUCCCCCCUCCCUACCUCUCUCUCCCCCCCUCCCUACCUCUCUCUCCCCCCUCCCUACCUCUCUCUUCCCCCUCCCUACCUCCUCUCUCUCUCCCCCCUCCCUACCUCUCUCUCCCCCCUCCCUACCUCUCUCUCCCCCCUCUCUCUCUACAGGCCCCAGUACUAAUAGCCAGACUCUGGCCACCUUCAGCGGUGACAUCUCCGCGCCCUUCAACAUCACUACGACCGGCCACCAGCUCACACUGCGUUGGUCCUCCGACCACGGCACCAACAAGAAGGGCUUCCGGAUCCGCUAUGUUGGUGAGUAUCAAAGUAUGUAUCCAUUUAAAUCACUCCUUUUCACUUGCACGUUUACGUCUUUUCAGAGUGAGAAAUGCGGAGGGUGGGUGGGUGGGUGGGUGGGUGUUGUGUGUGUGAGUGUGUGCUUGCGUGUAUGUGAGUGUGGGCUUACGUGUAUGUGUGUGUGAGUGUGGGCUUGCAUGUAUGUGUGUGUGUGCUUGCGUGCGUGUGUGUGUGUGAAUGUGUCUGUGAGUGUGUGAGAGAUGGAAAAUAACAACAGAGUAGCUACAGCAUGUUGUAGCUACUCUGAAAACUUGCAUGUGGAAUAUUGUGGUUGUACUCAAUAUUAGUUAAGUGAUAAUGUUAAGUGAUAAUGCCAAUAUAUCCUCCAAACUUCAGCUUCGAGGGAAUUAUCACUUUUAUACAACCGGUUGCCAACAUAUUAAAAUAAUGAUUGACAUAUUUUCAUUCAAAAAAAAUAUUUUGAUGAAUUUAUUCAUACUAUUUAAUCCUUCCACGAGAUAAGUCCCGACACAAAUAUAGGGUUGCUGGUAGUUCGUUCUAUCGGUUCAGUUGCCAGAGACGCGACCCAGUCGUUAAGUGUUUUUGUAAAUUAAAUCAUCUCUAUGUGUGUUGUAAACAAAUAUACUAACAUGUAUUUACCAACAAAAAAAUAUUUGUUUGUUCUAAAUGUUCUCAUCCCUUGCUUGCUAGCUAGCCAACUAUGACUAACACGGUCACGCCAAACAGUGCAGCCAGAAUAACAGCAAAGCAGCUGCGUUUGUUUAAGCUGUUUUCUAGUGAUUUCUUUUUUUGGGGGGGGGGGUAUUUUGUGGCAGUUGUUGUCCCACAACUCCCACAUAUCAACCAAUCAGCCUCCAGGAUCCAAACAACACGUUUUAUAAUAAUCAAUGUGUGUCUGCCUUACCAUGUGUCUGCCUUACCAUGUGUCUGCCUUACCAUGUGUCUGCCUUACCAUGAGGGAUAUAAAAAUGUAUAUUGUGCAGAAUAUUGACGCAUGUGAAUACACUGUCAGUGAGGUCAGCCCACAUUUUCAGCACAACAGUUGAGCUGCAGAGACCAGCGCAGUAAAUAGAUUGUGCUCUAAGCUAUGCGUUCAUUCUCCGACUGGCUAAAACCAUGGGCCUAGUGCUACUACAGAUGUCGGUGGAGAUGUCAGUCGGGGCCUGGGGACCCUAAACAACCACAGAGCUGGGUCUCCCCCACACUACACACUUUGCUGACUGGCAAGAGCAGAGCAGAGCAGGCGGGAAGGCCGGGGACAGACGGGGUCAAGUGUUGGUCAGAGCUGUUGGUCAGAGCUGUGACAGCCAGCCUGUCCCUAAUGGCCCAAUGUGUGACACAGUGUGAGAAGCUAGAGGAGUAGUAGUGACACAGCAGACUGGAGUCGAGAAUAGACAACACUGUAGUAUUAUGACUAUAGCUUGUGAGGAACAAGGCUAUACCAGAGCCAUGUAUUUAAAGAGUUGGGCCAUUGAGGAUUCUGCAUUAUGAUGCAUUUACAUGACACUACAACAUUCUAUGGCAGCCAUGUUAGUGCCUCAUUAACAUUACAUAGGGAAUAUUUAAAUAAUGCUAUGUAACUGAAUGUCUAGAAUUAGAACAACUCUCUAAAUACAUGGCUGUGGACUAUACUAAGGCUAGGUAAGACUGAACAGGCCCAUGGUAGGUAAGACUGAACAGGCCCAUGGUAGGUAAGACUGAACAGGCCCAUGGUAGGUAAGACUGAACAUGGGCCAGGGUAGGGAGUGGCUGAACAGGCCCAUGGUAGGUAAGACUGAACAUGGGCCAGGGUAGGUAGACUGAACAGGCCCAGGGUAGGUAAGACUGAACAUGGGCCAGGGUAGGUAGACUGAACAGGCCCAUGGUAGGUAAGACUGAACAUGGGCCAGGGUAGGGAGUGGCUGAACAGGCCCAUGGUAGGUAAGACUGAACAUGGGCCAGGGUAGGUAGACUGAACAGGCCCAGGGUAGGUAAGUCUGAACAUGGGCCAGGGUAGGUAAGACUGAACAGGCCCAUGGUAGGUAAGUCUGAACAGGCCCAUGGUAGGUAAGACUGAACAGGCCCAUGGUAGGUAAGACUGAACAAGCACAGGGUAGGUAAGACUGAACAAGCACAGGGUAGGUAAGACUGAACAGGCCCAUGGUAGGUAAGACUGAACAAGCACAGGGUAGGUAGACUGAACAGGGCCAGAGUAGGUAAGACUGAACAGGGCCAGAGUAGGUAAGACUGAACAGGGCCAGAGUAGGUAAGACCGAACAGGCUGAGCAUGUGACAAAAAAAUGUUUUAUUUGAUACUUCAGUCACUGAUUUUCUAGAUGAUACUUCAAUCAAUGAUUUUCUAGAUGAUUCUUCAGUCACUGAUUUUAUAGAUGAUACUUCAGUCACUGAUUUUAUAGAUGAUACUUCAGUCACUGAUUUUAUAGAUGAUACUUUAGUCACUGAUUUUAUAGAUGAUUCUUCAGUCACUGAUUUUAUAGAUGAUACUUUAGUCACUGAUUUUAUAGAUGAUUCUUCAGUCACUGAUUUUAUAGAUGAUACUUUAGUCACUGAUUUUAUAGAUGAUACUUCAGUCACUGAUUUUAUAGAUGAUACUUUAGUCACUGAUUUUAUAGAUGAUUCUUCAGUCACUGAUUUUAUAGAUGAUACUUCAGUCACUGAUUUUAUAGAUAAUACUUCAGUCACUGAUUUUAUAGAUGAUACUUCAGUCACUGAUUUUAUAGAUGAUACUUCAGUCACUGAUUUUAUAGAUGAUACUUCAGUCACUGAUUUUAUAGAUGAUACUUCAGUCACUGAUUUUAUAGAUGAUACUUCAGACACUGAUUUUAUAGAUGAUACUUUAGUCACUGAUUUUAUAGAUGAUACUUCAGACACUGAUUUUCUAGAUGAUACUUUGUCUCUAUUUCAACCAGAGAAACAGAAAUCACAAUCAUAUAACAGUUUCUGGUGUUAGCGAAGCGUCAAGGAAUAGUCUAGUCUCGUGUAACACUCUGUCCUUGUUUUGUUUUCAAAGGAUGAGUUGUUCUUGAGCAGCUAAAAAUCUCUACCUCAUCUUGUUUGUUUUGUUGUACAUAACCCAGUUACAUUUCUGAGGACUUUUUCCAAAUGAAAUAAUAACGUCCGUUGUGAAAAUGACUCCCUGCCUCGGAGAUUGCUGGCAUCUCAUAACAUGGAGUCAUGCAGCUGGUAGAACUAGUAAUUCGGCACUCAGUAUGUGCGUCAGGAGAUUUGCUGGGGGAUAACUUCCUCGUUUGUUUAAGUAUGCAAGAGAUAUGGGGUAAAUCUGCUUUGAAGUGUUGUGACGGUCAAGCAUCUAUCUAUCUAUCUAUCUCUCUCUCUCUCUCUCUCUGUCUCUGUCUCUGUCUCUGUCUCUCUCUCUGUCUCUGUCUCUGUGUCUCUCUGUCUCUCUCUCUCUGUCUCUCUCAAUUCAAUUCAAUGCAAUUUACUCUCUCUCUCUAUCUCUCUGUCUCUCUCUCUGUCUCUCUCUAUCUGUCUCUCCUCUCUCUCUCUCUCUCUCUCUCUCUCCUCUCUCUCUCUCUCUCCUCUCUCUCUCUCUCUCUCUCCUCUUCCUCUCUCUCUCUCUCUCUUCCUCUUCCUCUUCCUCUCCAUCCCCCUCUCCCUCUAUCUCUCCCUCUCCUUCUCUCUUUUGGCCCAUUCCUCCUGACAGAGCUGGUGUAACUGAAUCAGGUUUGUAGGCCUCCUUGCUCGCACACGCUUUUUCAGUUCUGCCCACACAUUUUCUAUAGGAUUGAGGUCAGGGCUUUGUGAUGGCCACUCCAAUACCUUGACUUUGUUGUCCUUAAACCAUUUUGCCACAACUUUGGAAGUAUGUUUGGGGUCAUUGUCCAUUUGGAAGACCCAUUUGCGACUAAGCUUUAACUUCCUGACUGAUGUCUUGAGAUGUUGCUUCAAUAUAUCCACAUAUUUUUCCUUCCUCAUGAUGCCAUCUAUUUUGUGAAGUGCACCAGUUCCUCCUGCAGCAAAGCACCCCAACAGCAUGAUGCUGCCACCCCCAUGCUUCAUGGUUGGGAUGGUGUUCUUUGGCUUGCAAGCUCCCCCUUGUUACUCGAAACAUAACAAUGGUAAUUUUGGCCAAAUAGUUAUAUUUUUAUUUCAUCAAACCAGAGGACAUUUCUCCAAAAAGUAAGAUCUUUGUCCCCAUGUGCAGUUGCAAACCGUAGUUUGGCUUUUUUAUGGCGGUUUUGUAGCAGUGGCUUCUUCCUUGCUGAGCGGCCUUUCAGGUUAUGUUGAUAUAGGACUCGUUUUACUGUGGAUAUGGAUACUUUUGUACCGGUUUCCUCCAGCAUCUUCACAAGGUCCUUUGCUGUUGUUCUGGGAUUGAUUUGCACUUUUCCCACUAAAGUACGUUAAUCUCUAGGAGACAGAACGUGUCUCCUUCCUGAGCGAUAUGAUGGCUGUGUGGUCCCAUGGUGUUUAUACUUGCGUACUAUUGUUUGUACAGAUGAACGUGGUACCUUCAGGCAUUUGGAAAUUGCUCCCAAUGAUGAACCAGGUCUACAAGUUUUUUCUGAGGUCUUGGCUGAUUUAUUUUGAUAUUCCCAUGAUGUCAAGCAAAGAGGCACUUUAUUUUGAUAUUCCCAUGAUGUCAAGCAAAGAGGCACUGAGUUUGAAGGUAGGCCUUGAAAUACAUCCACAGGUACACCUCCAAUUGACUCAAAUGAUGUCAAUUAGCCUAUCAGAAGCUUCUAAAGCCAUGACAUCAUUUUCUGGAAUUUUCCAAGCUGUUUAAAGGCACAGUCAACUUAGUGUAUGUAAACUUCUGACCCACUGGAAUUGUGAUACAGUGAAUUAUAAGUGAAAUAAUCUGUCUGUAAACAAUUGUUGGAAAAAUUACUUGUGUCAUGCACAAAGUAGAUGUCCUAACCGAUUUGCCAAAAUUAUAGUUUGAUAACAAGAAAUGUGUGGAGUGGUUGAAAAACGAGUUUUAAUGACUCCAUCCUAAGUGUAUGUAAACUUCCGACUUCAACUGUAUCUCCCCCCCUCCUCCUCUCCCUCUCUCCAUCCCCCUCCCUUUCUCCCUCUCCACCCCCUCUCCCUCUCCACCCAUCUCUCCCUCUCCCUCUCCACCCUCUCUCUCUCUUGCUCUCGCUCUCGCUCUCUCUCCUCAAAUCAAACAAGCCAAACACACAGAAACAAGUUCCCACAACAUAGGUAGGCAGCUGCCUCUGAUUGGGAACUACACCCUACCAACAUAGAAAUACACAAUCUAGAAUUUUCACAUAGAUAUUCACAUACUAGAUAUUCACACCCUGACCAAACCAACUAGAGAUCUCUAUGUCAGGGCGUGACAGUACCCCCCCCCCAAAGGUGCGGACUCCGGCCGCAAAACCUGAGUCAUUAGGGGAGGGUCCGGGUGGGCAUUUAGCCUCGGUGGCGGCUCCGGCUCCGGGCGCGACGUCACCCUUACUGUCCUCUCCUUUUCUGGCUCCCCAUUACACACCUGGUCCGGUCUGGACCCCGGCGCGAUGCUUCCCCUUUCAGUCAUCCCACGAUGCACCAAGCCCUGUCUGGACCCUGGUGUGGGAGGCCCCGACCCUGGAGAGGGGCUGACGUCUGGGCCUGGACCGGCAAUCCUCCCGUGAUGCACCAAGCCCUGUCUGGACCCUGGUGUGGAAGACCCCGACCCUGGAGAGGGGUUGACGUCUGUUUCUGGCUCUGCCGUCCUCCCACGAUGCACCAAGUCCUGUCUGGACCCUGGUGUGGGAGAGUAGACGACCGGACCCGGACUGGGCACCUGUGGAGCGGACUCCUCUGGCACUGGAGUGGAGCCGCUGACCGGAGCUGAACUGGACCCCGGUGGAGCGGACUGCUCUGGCUCUGGACUGGAGCAGCUGACCGGGGCUGGACUAGGCACCAGUGGAGCGGACUGCUCUGGCAUUGGACUGGAGCAGGUAACCGGAGCUGGACUAGGCACCGGUGGAGCGGACUGCUCUGGCACUGGAGUGGAGCAGCUAACCGGAGCUGGACUGGGCACCAGUGGCGCGGACUGCUCUGGUACUGGAGUGGAGCAGCUGACCGGAGCUGGACUAGGCACCACUAGUCUGGUGCGAGGAGCAGGUACGGGGCGCACCGGGCUGGCGACACGCACCACUGGUUUGGUGCGAGGAGCAGGUACGGGCCGUACAGGACUGGAAACACGCACCACUGGUUUGGUGCGAGGAGCAGGCACGGGCCUUACCGAACUGGGAACACGCACCACGGGUCUGUGAAGGCGCCCUGGCGGCACAGUGCGCACGCCGGCGCAUAGCCUGGUGCCUGCAUGGUCACUACGCUCCUCAAAAGCGAGUGCGGGGAGUUGGCUCUGCUCUGCAACCUGCUUUUCGCCAGCCUCUGCUCUAAGUACUGAACUCUCUGCUGCUGAAGGGUUAACACUCCUCUCUCAGCUCCUCCUGUUGCCCUGGCCAACUCCUCUCUCAGUUCAUCCACUGACUCCUUCUCCCUGUGAGGCCUCCUGUAGCGCCUCCCUCUGAAGGGAGAACUCCUGCUCCCUCUGAGCUAACAGCCCCCGUAAGGUGGUGGUAUCCUCUCUCAGAGUGCUGAGCUGCAGGUCUUGGAGGGCCUCUACUAUAGCGGCCUCCUCCUCCACAGUCAGCCUUUUCACGGCCUCCUUCUGCUUCGUCAACACCCCCGUGUGCCCCCCCAAAAUAUUUUUAUUGGGGUUUGCCUCUCGGGCCUCCUUCGUCGUCGUGCACUUCGGAUUCGUCCCAUUUCUCCUUUCUCCGCUGUCCUCCGUCUGCUCCAAAGGAAGACGAUCCAUCCCUGCCUGGAUCUCUUCCCAAGUCCAGGAUCCCUUACCGUCCAAAAUAUCUCCCCAUGUUCAUGUUGUCUGCUCUUCCUGUUCACGCUGCUUGGUCCGGUUGGUGGUGGGAUCUUCUGUCACGUUCGUUUGAGGUAAAGGAUUGGACCAAAGGUUGCAGUGGUAUGCGUAACAGUUAAUGUUAAUAAUAAAAAAUCUACAAAAUAAACAAGUAACUGAACGUGACUUCUAAAGCUAUACACAACAACCAAACAACGAAAACAAAGAUCCACAACAUAGGUAGCAAAAGGGCCCUACAUAAGUAUGAUCCCAAUCAGAGACAAAUCAGCUGCCUUUUGAUUGGGAACCACACCCGGCCACUAGAAAUACAAAUUCUCGAAUUUCACAUAGAUAUUCACAACAAAGGUAUUUCACACCUGACCAAAAAAUAGAGAUCUAUGUCGGGCGGAAAAUAUGGUAAUAUGUCUGCCCUCCUCUUUUUUCCCUUUUUUUGUCUCUUUUGCUCUCCUAGUCACCUUUUAAACUCCAAAUCUUCUCGGUCCCACCUCUCUCAACUCUGGCUCUGAUUUUUUCCCUAUCUUUUCCCUCGUCUCGCGCCUCCAUCCUCCCCUCUCCCUUUCCUCUUCUCUCUCUCUCUCUCUCUCUCUCCCUCUCCUCUUCCUCUGUACUCUCGCCUCUCACUCUCUCUCUCCUCUCUCACGCUCUCUCCUCUCUCGUCUCCUCUCCUCUCUCUCGUCUCCCCUCGUGGCUCCUCUCUCCUCUCUCUUCUCUCUCUCUCUCUCUGUAAGCAUGUCUUUCAAUCCUCUUUUCUAUAGUCUUCCUCAGUGAGAUAACAGGACAUAGUCUCCUCUCUUUACAUUCUCAGAUUACAUCCUUUAGUGCAACCCCUGACCAUUGUUCACACACAAUCAGAACAGUGUGUUUACUGUAGCUGUGUGCUCAGUGGUAGUUUAAAUAUCUAUCUGAAUUAAUAAGGCAUAUACCUAGAAGUCAGAACUUGCUGUGUGAACUAGAAUUCACCCUCCCGGAUGUAGUUUGACUUUGCCCUCCUACUGUAGGUAUGAAAGUGAAAAGUCAAGGUACACAAUAGUUAUUCUGACUGCUCAGAAUGAUUCCCCAGACGUUUCUCCGUGAUCCCUGUAUUGAUUUAGACAGAAGGUGAGUGGAGGGCGAGCAGAGCACUUUAUGGUGCAUUUAGAUGGUGAUCAAACACAUCACAUCUUAGCUGGUGAAGUCGUAUCAAUGCCAGAAAGAGUACUACUUAUGUAACUGUAUGAUGCAUAUACUGUAUAUGUGUGGGGAAAUGAUAUUUAAAAAAUGACAAAUGAAUGCCCCACAUUUAGUUGAAAUAAUAGAAAGAUGAUCUGUGUUGUUACAUUAGUACCAGUAGUAGGUAGUAGCUAGCUGUAGCCAGAUCCUUAUAUUACAGUAAUACGACUCUGGUUAUAACUACCAGGUUACUGAUCUGGUGAGUUGACCUGUGUGUGUGUGUCUCCCACGCUCUCCCUCCCUCCCUCCCUCCCUCCCUCCCUCCCUCCCUCCCUCCCUCCCUCCCGCUCUCCCACGCUCUCCCUCCCUCCCUCCCUCCCUCCCUCCCUCCCUCCCUCCAGCCCUGUACUGCAGCACCCCAGACUCUCCCCUGCAGGGGUCCAUCAGCAGCCAGACUGGAGGUCACCUCAACAGCCUGGUCCGCUGGGCCUGUGACCGGGGAUUCCGCCUGAUAGGGAACAGUACCGCCGUGUGCAGGAGGAACCCCUACGGAUACUUCGCCUGGGACUCUCCCGUUCCCGCUUGCCAAGGUGAGAUCAGGGUGUUGAGGAAGGGGCGGGGGGAAGGGGGGGAAGGGGCAGGGGGCGGGGGGAAUGGGGCAAGGCUAGUUAUUAACUAUCUAAUUGGGACAUUAAUAUAGUAAUAAACCUGGCUAUAUUCAGUCCUAUUGUAGUCCUGAUCAGAAGUCACGACUCAUGAGUUGAAUUGCUCAAUACUAUAUUGCUGAAAUUUGACUAUAGUUUUCCAGGAAUAUAAUUCUCAUCCUGUUGUAUGUACUAGUGUGUCACAUAUAGAUGUAAAUUUCCAUAGUAACUACUAACACUCCGACUAGCUUUUUCUACAUGAAAUGUCAGACAAAUUGGAUACAUGAAAAGAGACAGAAUAUAAAUGUCCCCUCUUUUCAGCUCUUUUCCUAUAAAAAGCUGGGUUUUGUCUAAAGCUCCACUCAGUGAUUUAAUGUGAUUUGAUGCCACCUUACUGUCAGGCGCCAGAGGCUCGAGGGACACUAACAUGGAGUGACACCCAUAAUAUGACUACAUGGCUGUGUUUACACAGCCAGCCCAAUUCAGAUUUGUUUUCACUAAUUGGUCUUUUGACCAAUCACAUCAGCUCUGUAAAAGAGCUGAUGUGAAAAGAUCAUAUGUGAUUGGUCAAAAGGCGAUAGAGAGAGGGGAAAUAUAAGAAUGGGUCUAAUCAUAUUCUGUGGGGGGUAUGCUAAAACCUUAGAUAAAACAUUAUUGACUGCUUUUUGACUGUAGGAGUGACACUCACCAGAGAGUACUAUGGAAGAAAAAAACAGAAUAGUUUCACAUUUUCCUUAGCAGAGAGCACGCACACACACACACACACACGCACGCACACACACACACACACACACACAACACACGUAGCAUAGUUAUAAUCUCCACAGAGCCUCUGUUUGUUUUUGCUUACUCUUUCACUUUAUAAUUAGAAUUCACUUCUCCAGCUUUUCCCCACUACAAUAGAUCUAUUGUUAUAGCAAGAAGAAAUGAUGACAUCCACCUUAUUUAGAAUGACUUCUGACAUAUACUGAGUGACAUAGAGGUGUUCCUAAUGUUUUGUACACUACGUGUAUACAGCCACAAUUCCUGGUUUGUGUGUGUGUUUGGAAGAAGGUUAACCACCAAGCCCAUUUUGUCUUGUGGUCCCCUCUCCCAAAAACCUACACGGUAGAAAAACAAAAAUAACUCCUACACUUCCACCUCUGCUUGAAAGGGGACUGUGACGGAGCACUUUCUGUUUCUCUACCUUGUUUGUGUGUUUGCUCACACCAGCAUUUUGGUUUUGGUUUCUUUAUCUCUGUCAAAAAUGUGUUUUUCUGUAUGUCUCUCUCUCUCUAACAGAAGAGUUCAUAUAAGGUGACCCUUUGUCACUUUUUAAAGAUUGAGUGGGCACUACUUUGUUAGUAGAUAGUCAGUGCGGGAUGAGUGAGCAGCAAAUUAUUGUGUGGAAGUUGUCUCAAUGCUCAAUGCUCUCUGUGUGUUAGAUGAAGAAUGAACAGGAAGAUAAUCCAUAUUUUUCAUUAUAUGUUCUCUGUGUGUUAGAAGAAGAAUGAACAGGAAGAAAAUCUAUAUUUUUCAUUAUAUGGUCUCUGUGUGUUAGAAGAAUGAACAGGAAGAUAAUCAAUAUUUUUCAUUAUAUGGUCUCUGUGUGUUAGAAGAAUGAACAGGAAGAAAAUCUAUAUUUUUCAUUAUAUGGUCUCUGUGUGUUAGAAGAAGAAUAUGUGGGAGCAGAAUCUAUGUUCCUCACUGUACUGACUGUCUGUCAAUAGUGGUAUAGUCAGUGGGUCUUUGAGUGAGUAGUGUGAAAGGUCUACAGGCAUGAAUAGUGUUACUGUAUCUGACCAAUGUCAUCAACAGGCUUUGUGUUGAAACGGUUUGUGUUGAUCUCCUUGUGUGAGUUGUGUACUGUUGGUGUGUGUGUGAGACUGAGUGUGUUAAUUGAGUGCUCUGUAUGUGUGAGUUUGAGUGUAUCGCUGUGUGUGAGACUGAUUUGAGGGCGUGGUUUAAAUAGUGUGAUAACACUGAGUAUAAUUCCUUUGGGCGGAAUAAGCGCUGACUCUCCUCUCUUCCUCUCCUCCUCUCCCCUCCUCUCCUCCUCCCCUGGUCUCCCCUCCUCCUCCGCUGGUCUCCCCUCCUCCUCCCCUGGUCUCCCCUCCUCCUCCCCUGGUCUCUACUCCUCCUCCCUGGUCUCCCCUCCUCCUCCCCUGGUCUCCCCUCCUCCUCCCCUGGUCUCCCCCAUGGCAGCGGUGUCCUGCGGGGUGCCCAAGGCGCCGUUGAACGGAGGAGUGCUGACGGUGGACUACUCAGUGGGCACGCGCGUGACCUACUUCUGCAACGAUGGCUACCGCCUGUCCUCCAAAGAGCUGACCAGCGCCAUCUGCCAACCGGACGGAACCUGGAGCAACCACAACAAGAUCCCUCGUUGCUCAGGAGGUUAGGAGGUUAGUGGGGGGGGCGUGUCCCGAGUGCCCGCUGCCAAGUAGCAAACAGGGGACGGGGGGGGGGGGGCGGGAAAUGUGCCCGCUGCCAAGGUAGCUAAGUUUAUGGGAGGCAGUGGGGGGGGGGGGGGCUUUGACGAGGGCAUUUGUGCCCGUGCAAGGUAGUAACGUGGCGGAGGCUAGGGGGGGGGGGUGCGGGGCAUUUGUGCCGCUGCAAGUAGCAAAAGUUAGGCUGGGAGGCUUGGUGGGGGGGGGGGGCGUGUACGAGGGCAUUUGUGCCCGCUGCCAAGGUAGCUAACGUUAGGCUGGGAGGCUAGUGGGGGGGGGGGCGUUGUGAGGGCCCAUUUGUUGCCGCUGCCAAGGUAGCUGAACGUUAGGCGGGGAGGCCUUUAAGUGGGGGGGGGGGGGCGUGUAGAGGGCAUUUGUGGCCCGUGCAAGGUAGCUAGUUAGGUUUGGGAGGCUAGGGGGGGGGGGGGCUGUGAGGGCUAUUGGGGGGCUGCAGCACGGGACAGUGGGGGGGGUGUUUUUUGGUGUAGUGGGGGUGUGUGUGGGGGGGUGUGUGUGUGUGUGGUGUUGUGUGUGGUGUGUGUGUGUUUUGUGUGGUUUUGUGUGUGUGGGUGUGGGGGUUUUGUGUGUGUGUUUUUUUGCGUUCACCUCACAGCUCUCGGAGGGUAAUUACUCCCUAUUAAAAGAGUUAUCCCUAAGGGAAGAAAUCCCUCACUUUUAUGAGUGGAUUAGUCUGUAUUUUGCCAAAACAUUAAGUUAUUUCUCAUUAAGAUGCUUGUUUAAAAUGCCUGGCUGCCUCACAAAGCAGCGCAUAUGGAGGUCUACAGUUAACACAGAAAAUAAGAAAAAAACAUUUUAAUGUUCCAUCUUCUCCAUCUCAAUAAUGGAGAACUGUGUGGGAAGAAAUCUGAGGUUAUGCCAAUUAUCGUCUGACAGUAAGUCGCUCUGGAUAAUAAUGUCUGCUGGGUGCGCGUGCGUGCGUGGUGCACGUGCGUGUGCGUGUGCGUACGUGUGUGUGUGUGUUUCUGUGCAACAGUGGUGGUGUGCCCAAGCAUCGGCUCCUUCUCUCUGGAGCACGGGAGGUGGAGGAUCGUGAACGGCUCCCACUAUGAGUACAGGACCAAGAUUAUCUUUAACUGUGACCCGGGCUACUACCGCACAGGCCCCGCCCACAUCCAGUGCACGGCCAAUGGCGUGUGGAGUUGGAGGAAUGAAAGGCCACACUGUCAGAGUGAG